AUGGAGAGCGCAAAAGGUUUGUCAUCUAAACACAUCUAUGUAAAGAUACGUUACAACUGGGAUGAAUAAAUGUUAUGCUCUGCACGUGUAUUGGAUAAGCGCCUCCCUAAGUGUUCAGUUCACAUGUAGAAUUUGCAGUGUUAAUGUCACAUUACUUUCUUAAAAUAAAGGCAGUCAUGAGUCAUGUAUUUCUGUGCUAAUAUACUAAUAUAAAGGUGCAAAGUGGGCAAAGCACCGGUCCUUGGUGAUUUCAUUCUAAUUAUUUUGUGGUUUUUUAUUUAUUUUUAAAUGUGUCUUUAAAAAGCGUUAAUGUGAGGAAUUCCUGGGGCCGUGUGUUAAGCAACAAACACUGUAAACCGAUCAUUGAUUGAUUCAUCCUGAGGAUAGUUGCUGUUAGACUAGAUGCACUGUUAUUACAAUAAAGAAAACGUGUGUGUUUGUGUGUGUGCGUGCGUGCGUGCGUGUGUGUGUGUGUGCCAUCUCUAAUAAUAGUAUACAAUCUUUCAUUUCACACCAAAUGUGAUCCAUAUCAGGGACUACUGAUAGUGAUAAAAUGGGGUUGUAUUGAAAAGGUUUAAUUAUGUCUUCAUGUGUUCUAUCUUGUUUGUGUUUCUCAACAUCACAAUUUUUUUCACAAUAAAAUUGUGUCAUUUGAUCGGUUUGUCAUACCUUCAAGAUAAGAGAACCUUUGAUAAAGGAUUAAUCCAAGUCAUAAUCGAAUCCAUUAGACUUCAUCCCCCUAAUAUAUAAAAACUAAAAUAUGGUGUGAUUUUACGAUGUGGUGUGAUAUGGUGUGACAGGAUACACCUUUCUGGGCCCUUGGGGAAAGUUUGUUUUCAUCCUACAAGCUCAGCUGCCUCCACAAUAGUACCAUAAAUCAUAUCAUGGAUAAAACAACACUGUGAAAACUAACAAUUAACCCCAUGCAAGCCGAGAAACACAUAAAAGUAUAAUUAUAAUUAAAAACAAAAGCAACAUUUUUUGCACUUCAAAAACUGUUUUUUUUUUAUCAGCUUUUUGUCCUUUUAAAGGUCCUUAUCAUCGACUGUAUAAAGAAUGGACAGAAUCUGCCUACUCGCUGGGUGAAGCUACUCAGAGAACAGCACCCUCUGUUGAUGGGCUGCAGUAUAGGUCAUAAAUCCCGCCUCCGCCAGCAAAGUUAAUGGAGCUGUGGACAAACUUUAGAAAUUUAUUACACAGAACAUAAUUUUUUCUCCCCCCUGCUUGUGAUGUUGACAUGUAGUGACUGUAAGACUGGUUUGUGCUCAAGUCCUCUUUUUUCUGUACAGCUCCGUUUUUAAAAGUUAUUAGGGGGUUCAUGUUUUCUAUGAUUGACACCUGAUACAGCCUAUGGGCGUUCAGGGAUUGCGCAGCUCACCCGGGGGGAGACGCUGUUUGAGCCGAGCAUCAUCACAGUCGACUCUCUGCGACCUGCGCGCCCGAAUGUGCGCAUCGCUACUGCACAGCGCUGGUUUCAGGAAAUGAGAAAAAAAUCCCUGAAAUACCGAGAGCUAUUUGGCUUCAAAUCUGCUUACAGGCCGGAGGUGGAACCAAGUUGUCCAUAGUAUAUACAGUCUUUGGUCCUUACACACCAGGCCCAACGCAAAUAUAGAACGCGAAAUUACAAAAUAUUUGGAGGCAAGUUUUGAUGUCCCUGACUAUACACAUCAAGCCCGAUGCUAUUUUGUGACUUUCCGGGGGGAAAAAGACGCGUCGCGGGUGGAAGCGAGAAGACUGACACAACAGCAGACUGACUGUUUUCAGUUCUGAUUAGACACUAGUGUUGAGAUGGCUGUCUGUCAUGAUAGCAUGUACUGAGUCAGGGCCAGUACCAGAUAAGCACAUUAAACGAUAAUCCAUAAACAUAAGGUAACAACCAGGACCUAACGGUGCUGUGACAGCAACACGAUUGAGUUUGAGACAGUGAAAAUACAUAUGGUAUGUUGUAUCUGAACAGGUUAGCUUAUGAGCUAAAGUUACUUAGCACAGAUCAAAGUUAAAAUAAAGACGUUUAGCAAACUGUUAAAGCACACAAACCAUUGUCAUAUGAGAAAUCUGACGCUAUGACUCUCCACAAGUUGUCCUUCAGGUUGUUAUCUUUGUAAUAUUUGUGUUUUUUUAAUCAAAAAGCACUCUGUUCCUCGACACGUAAACAAUCAGCCGGUCGGCCAUGUUUGAUAUACCAGUGAAUCUAACACGCAAUCUGAUUGGUCAGAAGUGGACACACAGGAUGCGAAACUUUAGAAAAAUCGACCAUGAUCCGAAAAAAUAAAUGCCGCAAUAUCGGAGGAUGGGAAAACGUCGCUGGUGUGAAGGCUUGUAUUGACAGGAUAUGGGUUCGAAAAAAGUAUUGAUGUCCGAAAUAUUCGCACGACAAAAACGGUCCCUGUGUGAAAGGACCUUAAGCCUAGCCUGGCUGGGCCAUCCUGAAUCCUGAAUCACUUGCCGGGAAGGAACGGCAAGUGAUUCACGCAACAGGAUGGCCGGGCCAGGCUACCUUAAGCCACCAUUGCCUCACCAACAGGGGACUGAGCAAAGAAGCUUGUCAAUCUAAAGUCUAGAUCCACUACUAAAUUCCAAAAAGUCCUGUCUUCACAUGCUAGUUUAAACAUCAGAUAGCGAGAUAAAUAAGACAUUAUCGUCAGAAAACAACCGGGAAUUCCAUAUGAAACGGGGGAAAUUUGGUAAAUAACAUGUAGGGAAUGUCUGCUUGUGGCUUCCGUAUAUAAAAAAAAAAACAGAAGCAGAAAACUUAAUUUCUGUGAAUCACGAUUUUAUUGAUCAAAAACAAAGUAAGAAAUUUGGUUAUUAUUGUAAGUAAAUUUAAAUGACAGUGUUUAGUGUUUACUUGCUAUAAAACGUGCCCAUCCCGUGUCCUCUUAAAGUUAACUGUUCCCAUGGCAACAACAUCCAGCCGUUGGCACGUCACUGCUGCUUUCUAUUGUCCACUAAACAUGCUGCUAAAAGGAGAGCUGCUCUGAUCCCUGUAGUCAAACGAUUAACAGAGUGAGUCCAGCUUCACACUUUUCACUUUUCCUGUGACUUUCUGCGAUAUGUGUUACUGUCUUUCAUGCCUGUGAGCAGAUUCAACGACGUUUAUUUGUUUGUUUUGUGCCAGCGCUUGUUAGCAGCUAGCUGGCUAAGCUAGUCCAACUGCGCUCUGUGGAUAGCAUGUGUUCUGCUACACAUGUUAAUGCAUUAAGAUUCACCACUGGACUUCGGUGCCACUGUUGCCGAACCAGGAUGUAAUACAGUCGAUUCUGUGGUCAAACUUUGUUCUGUAUGAAGCGAUACAUAUAACACCGUGACGUGACGGGAAAUGCUACAGCUAAAGCUAACUUAGUUAGCUAGUUAGCUGCGGUGCUUGUAAGGGGUGUAUGAGAAGACGAGAUGAAACCGUAUUGUGAGUUUGUGUGACUGCUGACAUGUGUAUCGACUCCUUAGAGCUUCUGUGGAUUCAGUAUAUUGUCUGAAUAGUUUGAAAUGUUAAGCUUUUAGUAUUCAGUGUUAAUAGGCAGUGUAAUGAGUAUCACAGCAUUCAUCAUUUGUCCUCAUUUCACCCUCAGAAUCAGAUUUUGUACUACUGAAGCUGUUUGACUAAAUCUGAUUGAACUAGUGUAUACCUGUCUGACUAUAGGUCAGACUCAGAGGUCUGUGUGAUCUGAGUGAGUAUAAACAAAUUCCAGUCUCAAGAAAGUGAGAAGGGGUCAUGAUUCAGACCAGAAACACCAGCUGAUGCAGUGGUUCUCAAGUCCAGUCAUCGAGGUCCACUGUCCUGCGCGUUUUGGAUGUUUCCCUGCUCCAACACACCUGAUUCUAAUGAUUAGCCCAUUAUUAAGACAUUACAGAGCUUGAUAACGAGCUGAUCAUUUGAAUCAGGUGUGUUGGAGCAGGGAAACAUCCAAAACAUGAAGGACAGUGGGCCUCAAGGACUGGACUUGAGAACAAGUGAGCUGAUGUAAAGUGUCUGUGUAAGUUCUCAUUCAACAAGGUCAUGGUUAGACCUGUGUUAUAGUGAUCCCAGGAUGAAACUGUAGGCUGCUGUAAAUGGCUUGUACCAAAAAAAGUCGUGUGCAAAGCCACCAAACGUAAUCCACAUGAGAUUAACUUCAACUGUGACAUCACAAAUUGAUAAAUCCAUUAAAGAGGGCCUAAAAAGAAUAAUAUUUACCUGUUCUUUGUUGCUUAAGAUUACUUGGUCUCUUUUCAAAAUUGUUCUGGUCAGAUUUAAUGCAACAUGCUAUUGUCCAUUGAAGAUGGAGAAAUUUUGGUUAAGACACGACUUUCGCUGUGUCCAAAAUGAGUCACUCAAUCCCUAACCCCUAACCCCCAUAUGGGAUUUUAAUAUAUAGUUGACUAUGUAGUGUACUCAAUUACCGGAGGUUUCAGACACUACAUGGCAAGACGCAAUGCAUGACGGGAUGCCCACCACCGAUGAGUGACCAUCGGAUGGUCACUACAUUUUGCAAUCCUUUAUGGGAAAUUUUGAGUCACCUAUAUAAGGCACUGGAAUUGAUCACUGAGGUUUUGGACACCCCUCAAAAUGGGGCUAACCCCCAUAUAGUCGCCUAUAUAGGUGUUAGGGAUCCAUUCCGGACACAGCCUGUGACUUUGUUUCAGGGCAACAGUAGAGGAGGUUUCAGGGGUGGCUUAAAGAGACAGUAGCUAAAAUAGAGCAUUUUAGACAGAGGCUGACAUGAGGAUUUGCAAAGAUGCCAAUAUGAAAAAAAAUAUUGUUUUUUAAUUAUUAUAAGGUGUUAGAAGGACAAAAUAAGGAAUAAAAUUGAGCAUGAAAUGCCCUCAGGGUAUGAACUCAGUGUGAUUACUGGCCAGUUCAAUGCAAAGGUGCAGAUAGACAUGAAUUUGUAGUGGGUGACGUUGAAUUUAUACCAGUUAAACUAAACUUGGGUAACAGCUGAACAUGCACAGAUAAAUUGGCUGGCCGAUUGAUCGGUGCCAAUCUCCUGAAUUUUGAGGGAUCAGUGAUCGGCUGAUCCUUAGAUAUGAAGCCGAUUUUAUCCACCAAUCUUAUCUACCUUAGCAAAGGUCUGAAAGUCAGCCGUUGUAGUUUUUUGCUCUGCCAGAAUGACAGUCUCGCCCACCAGGCGUGUGCACGCGCGCAUGCGUCAGCGGCACACAUAACAGUCAUCCAGAGCAUGAUGAACCAAGUAUGUUGAACCCACUACAUGGAAUCCUAAAACUCAGGACACUUUAUUGGUGAUUUAAGUUGUGUUGUUAGUUUGUCAGGUAGAUUAUUAUUUUACUAACUUUCUCAAACCUUGUGAUUUCCUUGUGUGCAGCUAAAACAAACACAAAAAGUUUGCAUUGUUUCACAAGUAUUAUUCAAUGUUUUUUAUUAAAAUAAGAUUGGAGCAUCAAAGGUGUAUGUUGUCAGUUAUAGAAAAAAAAAAAAAAGGUAUAGACCAAAAUCGGUAUCGACAGGUCAAGCUUUUUAAAGAUCGGAAAAUUGUGAUUGGUGCACCCCUAGUAACAGCUUAAUCUGGUCAUUUUGGGUUAAUCAUGCUGUGCUUUAGUGUUGACUUGUCCUUUGACAGCUUUAAUCGAGCACUGGUAAUUUUGGUCUACCCUGAUGCAUACCUGUGCUGAUCCAGACUUGGCUAACAGUAUCAGGCCAUCAAACUGGGCACAUGUCAGGCUACAGUCACUGGAAGCUGCAGACCAGUUUGUCCAAACACAGUUUAUGUAGAAAGAGAUAAAAUUACCAAACGAUGUGCACCUCCAGGAAAAGGCUGUGCUUGUUUUAACACAGAUCUGGAGUCACAGAUCUUUAUGUUGUGUGAACUGUCCAAAAAAGUAAUUUAAAUGAUCCUGCUGUCAAACUUUAGCUGUUAGCAUGAGCAGAAAGUGCUUUGGCUCCAGUCUGAGCACAGCAUAAGAGUGUAACUGGGGUCUUGAAAUGCAGUAUCUGAUGUGCUGCUGUUGUUAAUUCUCAGUGUUAUGUCCACCCCUAGUACGCUGCUGCUGUUGCUGUGGUAUCACUGAUUCUUACUGACACAUGCCACUACUUAUCAUGAUAUAUUGCCUCAGUGGGCCUUGUAUACAUGAGAUGCUCCUCAUGCUCACUGGCAGAUGCUGCUCUCCUCAGACAUCUACUGAUGGUGUGUCAGACUUGUUUUGGUGGUUGAUUACUAUUGUGAUUGUUUGUGGUGUGCCCCUUACAGAGUUGUACUGUUGUAGUUCUCUUAGUUUAUAUAGUGGAAAGUGGAGCCUGUCACUUGUGGCCCACUGACAGGUACUGCUUAAAACCGGUAUCAUUGUGGUCAAGGGAGGGUGCUGGGGUUGUUUGUACAACAAGAGAGCUGUCCCAUAUUUAUGUGCUAUAUGCCAGUUAGGGCUUGGCAAUAUGGGAAAACAUUUAUCACGAUAUAAAAAAAUCACUUGCCAAUCUUAAAUGCUACUUAUGUUUGCGUGUAGGUGCAGCCUGCAACUAUGCAGGUGUUUGCUACUUCAUUCUAAAUUAGCACAUGAUGGGUUCAGCACAGUGCGGACCUGGAGAAACUCCCCUUUUCAUUGACUUUUUAUAUAGUCUACCAAAACAUGGCAGAAUGCCGGCUAUCAAAAACCAUAUUGACCAUGUUUCAUAUUGAUAUUAAGGGAAAUUAAUUUUCUAUAUAUAUCGUUAUCAUUUUAUCGCCCGAUCCUAAUGCCAGUAAACAGGGUUGCACUAGAAGUCCAAAAAAUCUUUGUAAUUUUCUAGUAGUCUAAACAGAAAAUGAAAGUAACUAACUUGCUUAUUGAUGAAACACUCUCAGAGAACAACCAAAAUUUAGCACAAUUUAUCCUACAGGCUCAAAGUUUGCAGGUAAACAAUGGCAAAUGGGUGUACUGCCUGUGUGUAACAUUGGCAGAGGUAGCACACUUGAAACAUCCAUAUUCUUUGUCAUAUUACCAUAAGAGUUUUUAAAAAGUUGUAGAAGAAAAGUUUAUUAUAUUUUACAUUUGAAGAAGAAAUCAAUAAAAAGUUCAGAUCUAUUUGUGCAAGUCUUUACAGGGAUAUAGUUCUAGUCUCGAUUAUACAUGUACUCAUAAUAGUUGAAUCAAAAGCCUUCUGAUUUAUCUUCCUUUGACAGUCUGUAUGACACAGUCAUAAUCACUGUGAAGCUCCAAGAGCUUCUUAUAAUAUUUCUGAGUGGGAGCAAUCAUGGUAUGGUAACACUUGAAUGACAGGAUAUCGAGGAUAAAGGUUUCUCUAAUUACCUGCUUCAUACAGAGAGUUUUUUAUACUUUGAGAUCCAGAUUUGACAUCCUGUUGGGAGGACAUCACAGCUCACUUACACUUUUUAAAAUGUAUUCCUCUUUCUUUCUUUCAGUGGACCGCAGUUUGAAGCGCCGGCAGGUGAAGCCACUUGCUGCCUCUCUGUUAGACGCCUUGGAUUAUGACAGCUCAGAUGACAGUGACUUUGAAGUGGGAGAUGCCACAGGUAAGCCCAGUCUGUUUUAUGUCCAGGAGCGUCAUAUUUAUACCACCAGACAUCCUCAUUAAACAUGAAAAGAAGUGGACCUCAAAGGCAGAAUUUUUUAGGCAUAUAGAAGCCUUAAGUUUGACCUGUACGACAUACAGUGUUUUUCAAUCCAUCACUGCUGUGCCAUCUGUGUUACAGCAGUACAAGUUUUUCACUAGACAGAAAUCCACUCUAGCCAGCUUACCCAAAUCAAAAUCAUUAUAUUAAAGACGCCACAUGACGCAAACUUCUUCAAAUGCAUAGUGUGAAAAAAACAACAUGGCAAAAUACCAAGCUGUGAAAAAUUGAUGCAUAGUCUCUUUCAGUUGUAGUGCACAUGACUGUCUAAAAUUAGUAAAAUGAGUAUUGUCUAUGUGUGGGAAAUACUACAUUACUUUCUUCUUUCUUCUGUCUUUUUGACAGGAUCAGACGGCACGGGUAACGGCAGUGAUGAGGAGGGGUCCAAAGCGAGCGCCGCAGGUUCAGAAAGCGACUCAGACAAUGCAGGUUCUGCAGAAGACCCUGUUGAUGAGGAGGCGAAAGACCUGGCAGCUGAGGAAAAUCUGACUGAAGAUGAGGAGAAGACCAAACAGCAGUCUUCCUCUGAUAGCCCCACCAAAGACACUCCUGCUGUCACGCCGCCCAAGAGUCGCCGCAAGAACAAAAAGGCGUCAGAGCCAGAGCCCGCUGCAGCUGCCGAUGCUGAGUCUACCGCAACCUCAGGCUCUGGAAACAACAACAACAACAACAACGCAGAGGAGUCACAGGCCGAGCCCAAGAAGUGGAACUUCCGGAGAAACCGCCCCCUGCUGGACUUUACCACUAUGGAGGAGCUGAAUGAGAUGGACGACUACGACAGCGAGGACGACAACGAUUGGAGGCCCACAGCUGGAAAGAAGAAAGGAAAAGCAGCCACUCAAAAAGGAGGGACUGAGGAAGAGGAGGGUGGGAGCGCCAGUGAUGAUGAUGAUGACGAUGAUAAUGAUGAUGAUGAUGAUGACGAUGACGACGAUGAUGAUGAAGAUGAGGAUGAGGAAAAGGAAGAAGGUGGUGAAGACAACAACAGCAGCAGUGACAGUGAGAAAGAGGUGAAGAAGCCCAAGAAGAAGACGAAGAGCAGCAGCGCUUUUGACGAAGAGCUGACUAAUGACAGCAUGUCACAGGGAAAGGGCAACGAGGUAAACACUAAUGGAGUUUUACAGAGUCUGAUGUAUUCCCAUGAAAAAAAGAGAAUCAAAAAAACUUUGUUCUUUGGCUGCAGAUCUGCAGAAACCAAACGAGGGGCAGCAGUGUAGUCUUGAGUGUGUGACGGCACCUCAUUCCUGCAUCAUACAGACAAAAUUCUCUCAGCUCUUUGGCUGCACAAACAUAUUUCUUACAAAAGUCAUCAGAUCUUUCUAUUCUAUUAAAGGGUAAUUCCUCUACUUUUAUACUUGGGCCCAAAUCACAAAUAUUAGAAACUUCCAAACAGGCUGUAGCAGCUGGACUGAUCUACUAUCAGUCCAGCAGGUCUGCUCGAGGACUUUUGCAUUAUUUAGGCUGAGAUGCUUGAAUCUAAUGCAGUCUUUAAUCUUUGUUAUAAAGACGGUGCAGAUGAGUUAGGCUUACACAAUAGCUACUCUGUUUGGCACCAAUGACACCGACAACAAUACAAGUCAGAGAGUCGGCGUAUAAUCCACUGACAGGUUUAGAUGGUAUCAGAGGAGAAUUUUUGCCUUUGUUGUAAUCGACUUAGCGCUGCGUCCGCAAGCAUUGUUUAUGGGAUUUACUAACUGCCAGUUACUGGAUCUGCACCCGGAUCAAGGGGAGGGGGCGUCCGAUAAAUGGCUUUACCGAAGCUCUGCUUCCUGAUUUCCCAGGACGCCUUGCUGGACAAGUCCCAGCCCUGGAGCACUCAGCACAUCCUCAUCUGCUGCGUGUGUCUGGGAGACAACAGCGAGGAUGCAGAUGAGAUCAUCCAGUGUGACAACUGUGGGGUGACUGUGCAUGAAGGUAAGCUGAAAUUAGGCCAGAAUAUGAAAAACAGAGCAGAAGAGUCAUGCACAGGUGUUUCCUGAGACUAGAGUCAAAUGUUUUAGAAACACCAGAACCUCUGAAUGACACUGGACAUGUCUGUAUGACUCUCCAAGUCUUUCAGAAAAAGAGCUGAGAGCAUGUUUUGGUUCUUUUUUCUUUGACUUUCCUUUCUUUAUUAUGGGUUUUGUUUUCAAAGGCUGUUACUGAUCAAGAACAUGACAGGGAGUUUACGUGUCUUGUUGAAUUCAGAAAAUCAUCGAUUACUGAUAAUAUUUUAGUACUUGAUGGAAAGGUCACAGGUUCAAAAUCUGAUCCAAAAAGUGAACUUUAUUUGUGAUGAACUAACUAAUGUGUAAAGGUGUCCAUGCUGCAGAAACUUGAGUUAUGGUACCCCCGCCUUAACUUGGUCUGAGUGAGAAAAGAAGUAUAAAUCAUGAAUAGCGAGGAUUUACUUUUUUGAGAUCAGCUAUAGAAGAGGAGGCAUAUUGUUCAUGCUGUAGCUCACUCCUCUUACGCGUCUUUAACAACUUGAUUAAAUAAUUGAGUUUAGUUUGACUUCCCAUGAAGCUCUCACACAGCAUUAGUCCUUAGGUUCUCACGAAUAACUUACCCACUAACCAGCUCUUUGUCCAUUUGGUACAAAGGACGGCUGAUUUUUGGAGCUUUUAAUUCUCUAAAAGCAAGAUGUACGUUAGAGACCCAACACAACACAACACAGCACAACAGAACACAUCACAUGCAGUUUGUGUAAUUGUGUUAGAAACAGUGUAAGAGAGUCUGAGAGGAAUAAACUUCUUGUUUCAGCUCAAUCAGCUGAGUGAGUCUGACCACUUGGAAAGAGAUCGAUGGCUGAGUCAUCUCUUUGAGAUUGGACUUUUCUCAGACAUCUAUAGUCACAGCUGACCAUGCAGAGUGGAUCAAUGGGACUCCACUGAUUUUCAAUCACUUCAUUUAUUAUUUUAUUUCCUUUUACUUGGACCAAUUGAAAGGCACCAGACAAAGAAAGGUAGAGGGAGAAGAGCUACUUCCUCUCGCACAGAUAGAAAUGUUUGUAUUGAACUCAUGAGUCAGCAGCUUCUGGAUUUCAGGACAGUUUCUGACAAUCAGUGAAAAGUCAAAUGAACAUUAUAUGAGAGCUCUGCUGUAGGUUUUGGACCAUUAUUCUAUUCUUUAUGCUAAAGAAUUAACAGCUGGAUUUAAUCUGUUCUUUAGGAUCAGAAGAACCUGUUAUCAUUUAGGGUUAGGAUAUUAAAGUUGCUCCACGGUGUGUCAGUGCAGUGUGCAGACGUUAUUUAUGUGUCAUUUCAUCUGUCUGAGGAGCACAGAUACUGGCUGAUGCUUAUUUCAAAAAGCCAUUAAUUGCCCUGCUUAAUCUGUCUUGUCUCUGGAACCUGCUCAGGUGUGUGGAUGUUAACCUGCAGGGAGGCCUGAAAGCUAGCCCAGCUAACAUCAGCCACACUCAUGUAAACCAUCUGAAAGUGACACCUGAAUCGUGUCCUGAGAUUGAAAGCUAUUCUGACCAAUCAAAUGCUUCAUUUAGUGGUUGAGGUUGUUCCUCUUUACGCUGCAUCAUGUUUUACAUGAUGUGUGUGGUCCUUAAAUUGUCAGUUAUUUCAUUAUUAUUAGACCACUAAGUGUUUUUCCUCUCGAGUACCUCGUGAAAGUUGAAGAAAGUUCGACCAGUUUAGUGAUGAAAUUACAGCACUGUAGUUUUGAGCACUGGAAAUGAUCAGCAAUGAGCUGCCACCAUGUUGACAUCUGUCUGUAAUCACACAAACUAACACUCAGCCUAACAUGAAUGUGACUGGCUGAACUCUAUCAGAGUUUAGCCUUGAAAGCAGAAGCACCUUUGAGCAAGACUUGUCAGAUUAUCUCAGUUAUAUGAUACACACACACACACACACACACACACACACACACACACACACACACUAAUGGAGGGUGGGAACUGUCCUAAUCACCAAUUCUCCAUAGGCAGACAGGAGAUAUUAGGAGCAGGUCUUAAAUUUAUCUUGUUCGUUUGGUCGGCUGAUAUUUUCUUCCUCUGAGACAUGGCUAAUCUUUCUGAAAAGACACACAGGGGAGACUAAGUGGUUUGCAGUGGCAGCACUUGCGGCCACUUCCUAUCUUGCUCUCCAAGGACAUGAAUAGUGCUCUCCUUUUUCCCGGGCAGUGAAAUAUGGAACUUAAUUUGAGCCAUAAGUUUGGAGUUUCUGUGUACUCGUGCUCAAAGUGGACAGAUCUAUUGUGCUGUUGGAGGUUUAAUUCAGCAGCUCAGCUAUUUUUUGUCACCUUGUAUAUGAUGCUAUCCGUGAGAUUUAUAGCAAAGCACUUCAUCUCCCAGCAUUCCUCCUUACACUGCUGAGUUAAGGCAAUGUGUAAAGGUCAAUGGGUAGAUUUGGGAAAAAUAAAUUAUAUGAGUUAAUCAUGCAGAUUUCUGGAUCAGAACAAUGAGUAGAAACUGUGUCAGGAAUAACCAUGGCAGAGUUGUUAACCUGCAGAUUUUCAGCUUUCAUACCUCCUCUAUCAGACUUUGUCUCAUACUACUCCACCCACUGUAAAGGUUUAUUUUCGUCAUUUCAAACCUGGAUUCAAGAUAUUUUGGCUAUUAAUGACUAAUGGGUAAAAAUAUUUGACAUUUUCUGAGCAGAUUUCUUCAGCUAUCAACCAGAACAUCACCUCUAAUUGCUGCAGCUAAUCCUGUUAGUGGAAAUGUUCCAUUAAUUUCCACUCAUAAUGGACCUGAAAUCCUAUAUUUGAUGCAGCGAUAUUGUUUAUAACGUGUAAAGUUUGAGCUGAGGAGGGGAGGUGAACUCUCUCCAGCUCAGGUUUUGGCAUUCCACGUGUGGAAAAAUCAGGAAAUGUAAAACAUGAGACUGGUGUUGCCUAAUGAAGCAGUUUGGUGUUAUUCUGAAAAGGGACGUUGCAUUCAAUCAACUAUCAAGCUCUUUCAAUCCAGCCAGUUGGCGUGAGAAUUAUUAGAUGAUUAAGCUGUUAGUUAUAUUUGCCUAAAAAGAGGGUUGUGUGUAAGCUGUAACACUGCGGAUAAUAUAGGAAAAUAAGAAUAUCCAUUUACCUUUAAAUGUUUUAUAGAAAAAUGAAUGUUCAGAAAUGAAAAAAAAAAACAGCGCACAUUCUUAAUGUUUGAUGCCAUGAUGCUAUAAUGCUCUACCUGAGCUUGACCUUUUUGAUGGUUUCAGGGUGUUAAGUUUUUUCACCUUUAAACUGACAGUGAAGUCAGAUUUUCCAUUUCAACGACUGGGUUGUUAGCCGCUUCAGAACAUUUCCAAUACUGCACUCACAAAUGUUUGAAACCUCUUAUUGAACCAUUGCAUAUGAUUCAAUUCACAACACUGUAACCGGGCUGCUGCAACCCUAAAUAAGAAACUCUUUCCUGACACGAAAAUCUGCGACUGUUUGUUGCUUGUUUGAUUUUUUGACCUCUGUAGGUUAAGAUGAUGUCAUCCACCUUUACUGAAAAGGUGUUCCCAGAACAUGUUUGCUCAUUUUAGACAUCACAGAGUGACUUGUCCAAGCAAAAGGCGAGGUCAUACAAGGGGACGGCUUUGAGGCAGAGAUGAGAGACAUGCUGUCAGGAUCUGGAGCUCAUACCAGUCAGUCUUGCGGCUCAACUUCACUGCCUCUCUUUGUUGUUGCGUUUGCACCACUGUCCGGACACCAUCACUCCCUCUCAGACAAGAAGAGAGGCUUACAUGAAAGGUAGGCACACCAGACCUGAGCAAGAGAUCAAAAGCUGGAAUAGGCAGAAGCGUCUCCACAGAGCACACAGAGGAGUCCUGUUCUUCCCAGCCUUUCUUUGAUUAUCACACUCCAGCCAGCAGUACAGGCACACAUCAUUACCAUACCACAAGUUCUCCUUGAAGCCUUUUUUUGCUUUGGACUGUAAAUGCUACAGCAGGCACCUCCUGUCAGUGAGUUUUUCUCUAACUGUCUCUUUAUUUGGUUUGAAUUUAGUGAUUGCAUGUUUAUUCCUUUCUGAGGGCAACAUGUUUUUGCAACCAGAGAUUGUUGAAAAGGCAAAUGCUGAUUGUUUAUACAUAAUCUAAAAGAGUUGACGAUUUCCUGAUCCAAUGAUGUUGAUUUAUGACCAAAAUCCCACACAAACUCAAAACAUUCAUGCUCUCAGAAAGAUUUUUUCAUGACACAAAGUCAGGUAAAAGUUCAGCAAAAGUCUUGCAGAAUUUCGCGAAGUUAAUUUGCAAACCUGCACAAGACUUGACAAAGAUAUUGGUGGCAAAGUUGUAAAAAUCACAGUCAGUGACGCACACCCAUUAGGUUCUCCAAAAUUGUUUAGGAAGCAGUCACUACAUUCCUCGUUUCAAUUCCGAUUCCUAUCGAUUCUGAUUCUUUUAAAAGGCAGGAUAUGUCUAUGGAAAAGUACAAAGGCUAACGUUAGUUGGAUAUUUAAGUUGACCCACCGUACACAAUACAAAGUUAGCAGAAGACAGAAGUAUUUUAUUGUUUCACUUAUCUGAUUCUGGCUGGUUAGUGGAAGACCGGUGUUGUGCCGUAGAAUGCAUCCCCUUCACUCAUUAAUUUCUAAAAGUGGAAGAAAUAGAUCAUGACAACUAGUGGUGCAACGGAUCACAACACUCACGGAUCGGAUCGUUCCUCGGAUCAAGAGUCACGGAUCGGAUCAUUUUUCGGAUCAGCAAAAAGCAGUUUUGUCUGUAUAUUAAACACUUAAAUGGUUGAAUUAAAAUAUAUAAAAGUAGUACAUACGGCAUAAUAUCUUCUUUUCAACAUAAUUAUUAAUGAAAAACAACUUAAAGUGCAAUAUAUAGGCAUAUCUCCUUCCUUUAAAAUGUAACAAUGAACCAAAAAUGAAGUAUGUGCGCGGUGGGAUAUUGUAACGUGGCUCAAGCACUUUCAGCAUGUUUUUAAAGCCCUCGUUUGCACAACUGAAUAUGGCCUCAUGUCUGUAGCUAUAAACACACCGAUAGCGUUUGUGAUAGCUUUAACCCGGUCGGAUUGCGCAGGAAGAGGCUGCUUAAAUGCUGCGGUGAUGAGCGGUUGCUGGCCAGCUUUCGUUUUAUCUCAGGUGUUGUGACAUAGAAUGCACCCCUGCCGUAGAAUGCACCCCCUGACGGGAGCGCGGUUUAAAGUACAUAACGAGGAGAAAUAAUCCAAGUUUUUCUUACAUUGGAUGGAUUCAAAAGCGUUUGCCUGUAAUAAUUUCAUUCAGGCUAUUCAAAGAAGCCAAAAACAAAAGCCCUUGGAAUAUUGCUGUCCCGAAAAUAUAAUGCUCUGUACCUGGACAGCUUUCUGUACAGUUUAUACCCAAGUACACCUCUAUAUUUGCAUUUUUGAGACACAUAAAAAGAAAAUGAAAGUUUGCUGCUCCAUUUGACAUGUUGUCAUGAUCUAACACUCGUGUUUCUUUAAAUAUGAGAUCAUUAUCUCCACUUUAAGAAGCUAACGAGUGGAGGGGAUGCAGGGGUGCGUUCUACGGCAGGGGUGCAGUCUACGGCACAACACCUGUCAUUAAAACACCCGGGUGAUGUUGCUUUCAAAUGCGUGAACAUGCUCGAUGUGUUUCCACUGUCAUAUGGCUUUCUUAUGCCACAGUGCCUACACACCUUCGCAGUUUUGUCCACUGACCUCUUUCCUUCCUCAUCAUAGUUGACAGGGAAGCCAAAUUUUUUUUUUCAGAAAUCGAACCGCGGGUAACGUGUGUGCUGAACCGAUGACGUCGAUUCGAACGGAUCACGGAUCAAUGAUGAUCCGUUGCACCACUAAUGACAACGUGUCAAAUGGAGCAGCAAACUUUUGUUCUGUUUUAAUAUGUCUCAAAAAUGCACAUAUAGAGGUGUACUUGGGUGUAUACACUGUACAGUAAGCUGUCAAGGUAGAGAACAUUAUAUUUUCGAGACAGCAAAUAUUCAGAAUCAGAGGGCUAUUGUUUUCGGUUUAUCUGAAUAGCCUGAGUGAAAUCAUCAAAGGCACACGCUUUAGAAUCCAUCCAACGGUAAGGAAAACUUGGAUUUUUUUUGCCUUGUUAUGUUCUUUCAACUGCGCUCCUGUCAGGGGUGCAUUCUACGACACAACACCGGCGAAGCGCGUCAAAAACAGGCACUCGGGUAUUUCUCCUCCAUGAAUCCUGAGGUGUUUAAUCAUGUUGGUCGUUUACCCUCCUUUUUAUGAUAUAAUUGUGUUGCUAAUGUUGCACUGAUAUAAGAGUUCACUCUUUCUAAAGUUAGCCAAACUUUUGACCGCAGCCACUGUGGGUUGCAAUGUACUCUUGCUCUCUGUCUCUCUUCUCUCUCUGUGAGGCUUCGUCUCAUACGCUUCUUCCUCGUUGCUGUUUGGCGGCGUCUUCCUCGUUGGUGUUUGGCAGCUAUUUCUUCCAGUCGGCGGACUCCGGUAUCGAAACUUGGAAUAGAAAUUUUAAAAUUUGAACGAUUCUGGGAGAAUCAAAAGGUUAGUCCAGGUCCCCAUCAAUGCUUGAGUCUCGAUACCCAACCCUACUCACGUCCACUGAAAGAAGAAAAAAGCCUCCUCUUCUGCUUUUGAAUGUUAUUGGUCAUCUCCUGUCUUUUCCUCUUCACUCACUCAUGAACUAAAAUUCAAAAGUAACUAUUUACAAAUAAAACCUAUCAAACAUCCAGAUAUAUUGUGUUUGUAAAAAAAAGCCUUUUGACUCCCUUUCACUUUUUCAGGCCCCCUCACAUGAGGAUGGCCCGUAUUGUCUUGGCGUCGGCACCAAAACAUGUAUCGCUGUUUACACAUCGUAUUGUACAUAGGCUUAGUGCAUUUACAUGACAACGCAAAAUCCACGCAAAAUCCUGUAGUACAUAUGCCCGGCCUUGGGGUGACACUGUGAAAUUGCCACAGAGCACCAAAAACAGAGAAUGCACAUACAUACAUGCUGUGUGUGACAACGUGGGUUGGGGGGCGGGGAGGAGGAGGGGUGUUAUGAAGUCACUGUCUUUUCCGGACUUAAUCUAUACACACCAACUAUGGCAUGAAGACGAAUACCCAGAUAUCCAGUCCCCCCCCCCCCCCCCCCCCCCCACACACACACACACACACACACACACACACACACACACACACACACCAAUUACUUUGGUGCGUACUAUCUGAGUAUGCAGAUAGUUUAGGAGUAUCUUAGUAGCUCAGGAGGUAGAGCGGUCCUCCAAUAACUGGAAAGUUGGUGGUUCAAUUCCCCCAUAUCCCUAGUCUGUCUCUUGUGUCCUUGGACAAGACACUUAACCCACCUUGAUCCCAGUGUGUGUCCUCCAUAAGGGUAUGAUUGUGAGUGAUGUUUGGUGGCAGUCGGAGAGGUCGUAGGUGCGAAUUGGCAGCCACGUUUCCAUCAGUCUGCCCCAGGGCAGCUGUGACUACUAAGGUAGUUUACCACCACCAGAGUGUGACUGUGUGAGUGAGUGAAUGAAUGAAUGAUGUAUCUAAUGUAAAGUGCUUUGAGGGUCGCUGAUAAAGCAUUAUAUGAAAUCUGAUACAUUAUUUAUUAUUUAGUUAUUCUCAAUGUUGAAAAAUGCAGAAUUUUAUUAAAAGUAAGAAGGAAGGACUGUUCUGUUUUCAACAAGGCUUUUAUCAACUAAACAAGUCAUGAUAGAUCAGCAGACCUGACCUCCACACUUUAGUCUGCUGUGUCUACGACUGAAUAUGAACAAAUAAGAGUUGAAUUGAAAGAAGUUUGUGGUUCAAUGUGAAGUUUUCUCCAAACUUCUGAACGGAUGUUUGAAUUUCAAAUGAAAAAUAACGACUGUAAUGCUGUCAAAGUGUUUUUCUUGAACCUCCAGCUCGUCAGUAGCAGGAUUGAAAAUAACCUCAAAGUAACCGAAUCACAUCACCCCACUGAAAACAGCUUUUUUUGUAACUGAUAGCUCUUGUCUUCUUACCCACAUGAUUACACACUCUCUAUCUACACCCUGUGAAAGAAAAGCAAACAUUUCUUUCUAUUAAAUCUCAAUUCAGUUAAAAGUACUCUACCGGUUCAGUCAACUCUACCUUGCCCCUUCUUUUUUCCUGCCAAGCUCGUCAUUUCUGACAAGGAUAAUCUUUCCUCCAGGGAUUAUGAAGCUAUCCUGUAGUCAUCACUUUUUGUCAGCUUAGCUCAUAUUAGCCAGCAACCCGUGGCUUAGCGGUCUGAGCUUUGUAUCCCAGUUCAAAAGGAACACCCAAGAUUUGUGCCACGGUUCAGCCAUAAGUCGGUUAAACCUGCAUGGUGGUCGUUUACAACCCCCAGUUUCAUGGUUCAAAGCCCAAUCAGUGAAGAUGGAGCCCAGCUGCUGUUAAAGGUAUUCCACUAAUACCUUUCCUUAAGAAAAUAACUGUUGAGUGGAGCCUCAUGCUGUGGAGGAAAAUGGAGGCACCAGUUAAGUCCACAUCUUGGGUAGUUAGAUACUCAGAUGCACUUGGAUUUGAAGGUCAGGAUAGAGUCCAGCUGUGUCUUAAUUGCCCCAGAGGAGUAAUCAGCAGCUUGAUUGGUGUGUCUUGCAUUUGAGUCGAUCUGGAGGAGAAACCAGUGGCCUGUAAACACUGAAGGUGAACCCCACCAGCUGAGAAAGAGCAGAGUUCAAAAUUAGUGAUUCACUGUGACAUGGAGCAAAUGGUACACUCAAUCAGAAAAGGACAUGCAAUAAACAACUCCGUCUGCUCUAGUGUUUGCUUUCCAUGAGCCGCCUGGCUCCCCGGUGUGGCUGGCAGUGACAGGCAUGCAGAACAUCCAGCUUUUGAUUUGUGAGUCUUUCCUAUUGCUCAAAAAGCCUGAAGGCUGGUGGACUGAAUUAGGAGUUAGAGCGUUAUCUCCCCAACGGAGGCAGAGCACUGAUUGCUGCCCUCAUUGGUAGUGAAGAGCACGUCUGCCUGGUGUAAUAGCUGCCAUAGAAACCACAUCAGCCAAGUAAUUGUUUAGGCAACCUCAGAAAAUUAAGAGGACAACAUUGAAAUUCUUUCGCUCAGCUCCUUCUUGCUUAAUUUUUUUAUCAAAUGUUCAAUUUGUGGUGCUGCAGUGUCACAGCAGAUUGACAGCUUCAGGCCAGAGCAGACCAGGUCUCUUUCUGCAUUUGUUUUCUGCUCCGUUCUCAGAGUGUUGGAAAAUUAAACCACAUGGUAGCAUGAAAUAUACGACAAAAUCAACCAUUUCCACACAGGACAAACAUCAAAGCUAUGCUAAUGUAGCUGAGACCAUGUUCUGCUUUUAAAGGGUCUGGAUGCUGAUUGGUUCCAGUUUUCUUCUCUAAUGUACAGUAGCUAGCCUUGUAUGGCUCUUAUAUGACAUCGGAAUUUGCUGGAAAUCAUUGGUUUUUAAUGCAGAGAUGGAAGCAAAGCCAUUAAUCAAGGAUUUCCCAGUCCACAUCCUGCAGCUCUUAUUUUACAUUCCCCAUUUCCCAGUACGUGUUCUGUAUCUGCACUCAGAGUUCUGAAUUGCCUCCUACAUACUUCAGUCUGUAUCCGGCAAACGAUAUUUUCAAAUUAAAAAGGUGUAAACCAACCGUCUUUGAAUCGACUUACAAGACUUUACCAGAAAACAUUCAAUUUAACUCAACUCAACUCAACUUUAUUUAUAGAGCACUUUAAAUGCAAACAAAGCUGACACAAAGUGCUGUACAUAACAUAAAAAGAUACAACAACAAUAAAUGGUUGUUUUAAAAUAGAAUAAAAAAAGCAAUAAAACAAUAAAAAACAAAACAAAUGCCGUCUCAUGCUGGGUCAGAAGCUGAAGAAUAAAAGUGGGUUUUUACACAGGUUUUUGGGUUUUAGCUCUGAGCAACGCAGAGAGUGCAACAGGGUUAUGAAGCUGUUUGAAUUAUAAGCUGUAGACUUCAACAGAAAACACAGAUGAACAAACUAUAAAGAGAAUUUUUAAAAACUAUCUUCAUCAUAUAAACUUAGCACAACCAAAUGGCUGCUGAUAACCUCGAGUAUGUUUGACUGCGUUAUUGUGGCAGUUCAACUGUAAUGCAGCAAAAAUUCCAAACUGGAAACUGAAAGUUGAUCCCAUCCUAGUGACCAGAUAUUACAUGACCAGGGCGUGUUUCAGUGGCAGGAAGUCCUUGUUGGUGGAGCUGACCCAAUGAACAGAGGCGAAGACUUUAUUGCCAUCACCCUGUUUUAGGGCUGCACGAUUACUUGAUUUGAAAUCAUAAUCAGGUUAUUUGAUUAUGAUGUUAAAUAAAUGUAAUUGUCAAAUUGAUUUUCCUCUCCCUUCCUGCGGAGGUGCUCCCCAGUUCCCACACACACCAGUGUAAAUAAAGAUGGCGUUUGCAAAUGAAGGUGAUAAUUUCGAGGCUAAAUAGGACAAGAACAAGUCAGUCCUGUGGAACUAGUACGGCUUUGCAGUUCCAGAUGAAGAGUAAACCAGUCCCCACUACAAAGUCUGUCUAAUGGCGGUAUUAAUCCGUCCACAUGUUCCCAGCCUUGAAUGUAUUCAGGAGUAAAUGCAAAGGUUUUUGUUGUAUCGCUGUUUCAUCCACAUGGACACAGUGACUUGAGUGACUGUAAAUAGUACUUUUUGAAAAUGGGUGAGGUAGUGCAUAAAUCCAUAAACGACUACUAUACGCUUGCUCCUUGCUCUUCUUCUGUUUUUUGCACAGUUCCUCAGCAGCGUUACAGCGCCACUUACUGGCGCGGCAUAUGCACAUAAUUUUCAGUGGUUUUGUUUUGAGAGAUGAUAAAAAAAACGUAUGAUUAAAGUAAAUUUGGUGAAGUUGUUACUGAAUAAAAAAUCGAAAAUGAAAUCUAAAAUUGAGUUUUCAGAGAAAAAAAUUGGGAUUUUAUUUGUGGCCAAAAUCACGCAGCCCUACCCUGUUUUUAAUCCUGGCCUUCUUCUGCCCUUUGCUGCAUCUCUGUCCUUUCUUCUUUGAAUUUCCUAGAUUUUGUCGGUCCUCAGAUUAUUAAUGAAUAAUUAUUUCUGUUUGUAUGUUUUUUAGGGUGUUACGGCGUGGAUGGCGAGAGCGACUCCAUCAUGAGCUCCGCCUCAGAGAAUUCGACAGAGCCCUGGUUUUGUGACGCCUGUAAAAACGGAGUGAGUCCCAGCUGUGAGCUGUGCCCCAACCAGGAUGGCAUCUUCAAGGAGACGGACGCUGGGAGGUGAGACACAGCCAUACGCUGACCCGUCGGUCAGCUGCCAUUUACCAAAAGUAGCGAGUGGAACAUGUUCAGAAACAAAUGAUGCUUUAGUUAAUGACUUCAGCUGGUUAAAAUGCUGAAGGCAACAUAAGAGGAGCCUGAAAUUGUUCAUAUAUUCAGGAGUGGAAAGAGGGAAGUUGGAUUAAGGAGGAGAGGGAGAGAAGUGGCAGAGGAGUGAGGGAGGAGAAGAGAUAGAGGAAGAAAAGGAGUGAGAGAAAAGAGUGUGUUAUGUGAAGCGUGGAGACUUCAGCCACGUUAUCGCUGAUAGUGCUCCUCAGCCAGGCUGCACCCGAAUUUACUACUUCACUAGAGCAUGAAAAACACAGCAAAUUAAACUGUGAAGCUGUUGCUUGCUAGAGAUGGAUAUCUUUAUAUUGGACUUCGGAUUCUCUUCCCUAAAGUCCGCAUUUGAAAUAGUGUCACAGCAGACUGUAGCUGGAGUCUGGGCCUGCAGAAAUCUAUGAAUCCAUUUCUGUCUGAAGUGUCUGCGUGACUCUCUGUCAGGCGGGUUGAUGAUAUUAAGAGACAUUGUCUGCAGAGAAACACCAGACUUAAUGCAAACACAAACAGCCACAGUUUCUUCACCAGUUUGAUGCUAGUUUUUGAAAUCAGUGGUCAGAAAUUCACAUUUGUUUGGAAAAUUAUCUUCUGAUCCGUCCCUUCAAAGUAAGAGUCUAAUUUUGUGUUUCCAGAUGGGUGCAUGUGGUUUGUGCGCUUUACGUUCCUGGGGUAGCGUUUGGAGACAUUGAUAAACUCCGACCAGUGACUCUCACAGAGAUGAAUUACUCCAAAUAUGGGGCCAAGGUAAGACCUCCUUUAAAUCCAGAUGCAUGUAGAAAUGUGCGUUUAUGUUUAUUUCUGUGAACCUGACAGAUUUGACGAAUAGUGUAAUAGUUGGACGAGGUCAGGUUUUGUGGGUCAGUGCAAAGACACUAAGAAAUCCCAAACCUUUUCUUGAACCCAAAGUAGACAUCAACAAAAACACUCGACAAUCAGUCAAGUACCACAAAGAGCUUAAAUCCAACUGAGAUUUGUUAUUAUUUCUAAAGGAACAAAGACAAGAGAAAAGCAAUCAGACUGAAAGUUCAAAUCCAAGUUCAAAUAUUUUCUUUCAACAGUCCACAAAAAAAUAACUCAGCAGUUCAUCGGGGACACGCUCACAGCUUUCAGUUCACCUCAGUUCAUGUUCAUGUGAAGAAGUGUUGCAGUUCAAGGCAGAAACAAGGAGAAACAGAGAAAAUCCUGCAGCAGUUACCUCAGGACAGAUUUUUCUUUCAAUCUUAAACUGUUCUUUGAAUCGUUAAAACUUUAUUGGAGUCAUGAUUUUAGACAGUCAAGUUAAAGCUGAUAGAGUUUGUACCAUCAGGAUCAUGGUUGGAGUUUGACUUGACAUGCCGCUGUUAUCCAGAAAAGCACAACCGUUCAAAGUUUCCAUGACUACGUUGAAGAAGAGACAGCUUUGCUACUGUGUUCGCAGGUGAAAUGUGAAUAGUUAUUCCUCUUGUUGUCUUGUGCUGAACUCAGGAGUGCAGUUUCUGUGAGGAUGCCCGCUUUGCCAGGACUGGUGUGUGCAUCAGCUGUGACGCUGGAAUGUGCCGCUCGUAUUUCCACGUCACCUGUGCGCAGAGGGAGGGGCUUCUGUCUGAGGCUGCAGCUGAGGAGGUGAGGAGAAGAGUCUGUGGAUUCAGUCCAUAAACACACAUCAUCAUUUGUUCAACAGAUUUAUUUUAAAGACGUAUAAAAAAGUAUAAGAUGUUUAAAUGAAAGAUAAGCGUUAAGUGGGAAGUGCUUCACAACCACCAAAGGAUGGAACUUAAAGGUUAAUAUUCUCCGACCAUCCUGCUCAUGAAUUCAUGCAUCAAACAGCCCUUCCUCUACACAGUUACAGAAAAGUAUCCGCUAGCUACAAAACACUUGAUCCAGCAAAUUGCAAUAAAAGACUUGUAUUAAACAGCCAAACUGCUGAUAAUAUCAAUAGCUAAAAGAAGAGCUUAAAGGGUUCCAGCAGCAGACAGGGAGGGGGGUGGAGGGGAGAAGCUGGCAUGUAAAACUUGUAGGAGCUGUGAUGUUGGCAGUCCUCACUAAUGAUUAUAACUGUUAAUCUGUGCCUGAUUUUGUUUCCUCAGGACAUCGCUGAUCCGUUUUUUGCAUACUGUAAGCAGCACGCUGACCGCUUCGACAGAAAGUGGAAGAGGAAAAAUUAUCUGGCCCUCCAGUCGUACUGUAAGGUCUCUCUGCAGGAGAGAGAGAAACAGCUGACUCCUGAGGCUCAGGUGAGCUUCAUUUAGUUGUACGCUUCUGCAGACCAGACAAACAAGUGCUGGUCGGGUCCAGAUUGUUAUUUUUCAUGUCUGACAGAAAUAUUGAAAGGAUCCCUGCAGAGAUAAACCCUCUCUUAGAGCCUGUUAUUGUGUGGCUGAGGUAAAUAUUUGAUUCUGAUUGACUGAGUUUUGAUGCUGACUUUAAUUUUGAUGUUUUAAGUACAACGAUUGGAAAAUAAUUCAAAAAAGGAACAGAAAAAAGACAGGAACCAAACCUGCCUCCUUCAAAGUGAAAUCCUGUUUUCACCAUGCUGCUUGGGGAUCUUUCCGAGGGUCUUGUACUGGCUGUUUGUUGAUCUUUCUCCAUGCCAACAGAUGAAGUAUACCCCUCAAUCUCAUUAAAAAAUGCUUUAGAUGUGAUUAUCUGACUGUGGCAUCAGAAGAUGUUAGAGUGUAUUUUUCUUAGGUCUCUGAUGGAGCUCCUGAGUUUGCAGGAUGGCCUGGACCCUUUUUUUGAAUAGCAACUGAGGUGUGGUCCAAUGCUGUCUCGCCCCGUUAGUUGACUAAUGUUUGAAAGCAGCUGCAGAGCAGAAACUGGGAUGUUUUGAAAACUGAGUUUACUUUUUUCUUCAUGAAGAAGUUGAUGUAGCACCUUCUGGUUUAGGUAAAGAAUCUUAAUAGAAGAAAUAAGGUCCCUCUCUGUAGGUAUCCUCAUAGGAAUGCUGUCAAUCUGAACUGAUUGGUGGUUUUUGUUUUUAUUUAUUUGCACAUUAUUAAAGAAAAAAGGUAAAUCAAAUAAAUCAUACGUGCAAAUGAGGUAGAACCCAGAGAGGAAGUAUCCCAAAAACCUCACCUUCAGGAAAUAAACAAGGACAAAAUGUUGCUCACACAAACUUGUGCAUGUCAGCUCCAUGAACAACCACUUGUGCUCUGUUAGGAAAAGCUAAACAGGAGAGUUUGUUCAUGUGCCUGUGUGCAGGCCCGGAUCACCACGCGCCUACAACAGUACAGAACCAAAGCAGAGCUAUCAAGAAACACUCGACCUCAGGCCUGGGUGCCCCGCGAGAAGCUCCCGCGACCUCUGACCUCCAGUGCCUCAGCCAUCAGGAAGCUGAUGAGGAAGGCGGAACUGAUGGGCAUCAGCACCGACAUUUUCCCCGUGGACACGUCCGAUGCCAACGCCAGCUUGGACGGACGCAGGAAACACAAGCAGCCCGCCCUCACUGCAGACUUUGUCAACUACUACCUGGGUGAGGAAACUCAGAGUCAGGUUUUUAGAAAUCAGAAAUCUAUGUGUGCAAAGACUGAUGAGAAAGAGACGAAAUAAAACCUGAAUGCUGAUGCUGGCAACUUCAAAACGCAAAAUCACUGAGAACUGUCUUUGACAGCUUUUCGUAUAGACCAAAGCUAAGGUGAUGAAGCUCUUCUCAUGCAGUAUUUGUCGGCACAUAUACGUAAUUUCUUUCUUGAUUGUAAUUUAAAGGAUGCUGGAGGUGUUGAAGCGUUUAUCUUCUGUGGGUGUGUGCUGUAUUUUUGCACAUUUUGCUGAAGUUUCUUUGUGACUGAUGUUUAACGGCGCUCUCUCUGCCUGAAUAAAUCCUUUUGAUGCCAGCUGUUGGAGAUGCUGUGGCGGUAACCUUGAGAGCACUCUUGAUUAGCCUGCAGCAGAGGGCCUAUCUGCCAUCAGUACACCCUCUCAUGUGCAUUUUCCUGUGUAUAGAUUGUGAUCACUCUAUUGAUUUUCGUCCCAUUGAUAUUCAGAGCGGAACAUGCGAAUGAUCCAGAUCCAGGACAACAUCUCCGAGCAGAAGAACCUGAAAGACAAGUUGGAGAGCGAGCAAGAAAAACUGCAUGUGGAGUACAACAAGGUGAGCCGAAUUACAAGAAGUUAUAUCCUGAUGAGUAGUUUAACAUGUUUGUGCUAAGGUGACCAUAGUUAAAUAAGGAAAAACAGACAAACAACAGACCACACCAGCUAAGAAUUCCUCGUUUUAAUAAGCAGCAGUGGGCUAAAGCAGCCAGUGCUGUUCAGUUAAGGUUUAUUUUUCAGUAAGCAGUUGUGAAGAGCUCCUGUGUGUUCGUGUUUGUGGGUUAAGUCUGCAGCAUGGUAGGUUGUGAACUUGAUGUACUCUGUGAUUAUCUUGAUCAAAAUGUUUGCACCAAUGUGAAAUUAUCCACAGACGUCUCCUGCUCGCCAAAACAACAACAACAACAAAAACUAGAAUUUUAGACACUUAAAAUUUGUCUUAAAUCACUUGAUGUGAAGAAAUCAGUGUUUUUCCAGCGCUCUAAUCAGCAAAGACAGGACAUAAGGAAGUGCUUUGAGUGAAGCUUCACCUUAAAGCCAGGCACAUGAUUUGAAGCAGAUUCUGACCCAGUUUAGGAGUUGCACUGGAAGCCUGAUUGAGCGCCAUUUGUCGGGCUGUGUUCAGGGGGUCGAUUGUCUCUCCUGAAUGGUCGAAAAAACUCCUGCAUGACAGAAGAUUUGUCAUUAAAAUAAGUCCAAUUUACAAACAAUCUCAUGGACACUGUGAAGUAACUGAAUACUAGUUUGGCUUUAGAAUGGCAAUGAAAAAUGAGUGAUUUGUAUAGUCUGUUUCAAAGCCCUAAAAAUGAAGAUUUGACGGUAUGAGCGCUUACUCACUGACCAGGAACAAUGUCUAGAGUCUGUGAGUGUGGAGAUCAGGGGCCUGUUCUACGAAGCAGUAUUACUGCUUAGCGAGGUAACUUCGAGGGUACGUUCGGGGUUUCCUGUUCUAUGACCAGGUUCACUUCUUAGUGAGGUGAGUCUCCAUGGCAACGUACGCUGAACGGCUAACCUGCUCUGGGGCAGGUUAGGUUCCAGAUUGAACUCACCAAGUAUAAAAACCCCGCCCACUGACCACUGGCUUGUCCAUUCUUGGAGGAUCCUAUAGACUUUGGUGCCCGCAUUGUCCGGAGGAGCACUCCGGCGCGCGAGAGUUUUCAGGGUCCGCACGGACCCACUUAUUUUUCCAUAUGACCACCUUUAUGAAAGGCUCAUAUGGCCGACAUAUCACACAAAAAAUGUAAACACGAUAGGAAUGAACAAAUGAAUGAAAUCAUCUUGGAAAUGAAUUAGACAUGUCUGGUGCAUGUUAAAAGCGCAUGUUGAACAGUGCUAUUUCAGGGUGAUAAUGGCAUCAAAGAUUUUUUGGGCACUAUACUUAAGCAUUGAGACUGUUGGCAAUUUUCUGCCAGCAUUCACUCCGUGCUUUUGCAGCAGCGACGGUGUUGCUGUUGAGGUUUAUGAUAGAUUUGCAUUCUUCAUACUUUCUCAUGAUCGUCUCCUGCUCCUCGUUUGUAAAGUCUGCGGUCCUUCGCUCUCCGGUCUGCUCUGACGCUCCAGACUGGUCCAUGUUCGCGAUUGAUCAGAUGUGGCGGGCUCCGCCUUACAUGCGUGCACGCGCUCAUAGCAAAGCUGGAUCCACUUAUGAGGUUGAUAACCAGCAUCGUAAGACCAUUUAGCGAGACUGCUGGCUACCGUGCUAAGUUAACAUGAGGUUGAACUUGCUUCGUAGAAUAGGCCCCUGAGUUCAAACAAACAAACAAACAAACACAGUAGUCAGCUGCUCUUUUUUAUGGAUAAUGUUCAUUUUUCUUAGUAUAAAGAUUAAGUUCUGCUCUUCUCUCUUUGCUCUGAAUUGUCUGCAAACCUUCUCCUCGUAUCUCCUCAACCAUGUGACCUUUGCGAAGGGGCUGCCGCUCCAUCUGUCAACAUGAGGAGGUACACACAGAGGAGUAAAAGUCAGAGGAGUUAAUGUUGCGUUGAGUCGUCUGCCGUGCGUGUUAAGCGUUAUUAAUGGAGUGUGUGUUGCUAAUUGCACGCCUUGACUGGCUCUAACGCAGCUCUGGCCUUGAAGAAACUGAGGGUGGUGGUGGUGGGGGUGGGGAUGGGGGGUGGUCAUUACGAGUCUCAUUCUGACUGAUACACAGUGAGGAAAAGCUGGAUGAGCUUUAAGACUCAGUGUGUCUACACUGUUUACAUGCUACAACACAUGUGCUUAAUAUGUCAUUGAAUCAUCAUUCAGACUGUGACCUUUAGCUUUAGUCAUAAUAACUUUAAUUACAGUGAUUAUAACUUAAUGUAUGAAGGAGCGCUUUGACACACAAGUACAAGAAUACACUGGAACUCAAACCCAAAACCCGACACUUCCACAACCCGAUGAAAUGAUCAAAAUAAUCAGCAGCUUCAAUUCUUAAAAAAAAGGCUUCAGGGUUGUUACGAGUGGCUGGCUGCUGUAUGGAGGUUUGGUUGCUUCACCCUCUCUUCCUUUUGGUUCGAUGAUUAAGCAAUUCAUUUUACCAGGUUGUCCCCGGGUUGAGCUGCAGGGUUUUGUUAUUUUAGUUUGGCUGUAGGUUGCCAGUAGUCCUAUUUUUGUUUUUUUCUUUUCUGAUUGAGUUCGUUUUUUGGUGAGGUAGUCUUAGUGAGGGUAGAUGACUGGUUCUAUGGCCCAUUGUGUGGCUACUUAUGACCACCACCCCCUCUUUUGUUACUUUUGACCGGUGCCUACAGCCCUUUUAUUUCAUUGCUUUAUUGUUGAAUUAAUUUCUGCUUAUUGAAAUAAAGUUUGUUUGGCACUGAGGGUCUCUGUCUGUGUCCUUUCUGUAAAUUUUACCGGUCUCUUGUUAAUAGCCUUAUUUUUUUUCUUGGUGAUUCAAAUUAAUUAUUUUUAAGAGGCCACAGCAAGGGUAUCAAAAAAAAAAAAAGAUUGACAACGCCAAUAAUUUGCAUAUUUGAUUGCUACUGCCCAAGCCUUCAUUGACCUAAACUGUUUACAUAGUCUCUGUUGGUUUGAGUAUACACCGUUGUAACAGUUUCCACCUCCACUAAACCGUGUUUUCAUGUAGGAGAUAAAAGAGGGGAAUGAAGGAGGUCUGUUAUUUCCUCAGGGUGUUUUGAUCUCUCAGGGCUGUGGGGUAGCUGGAUAUGAACCUGAGUGAGUUUAUAAGUGUGUGUGUGCUGACGAGAACCCUCUUGUUGUGUCCUCUCCCCUUCUGCAGCUGUGCGAGUCUCUGGAGGAGCUCCUGAAUGUGAACGGAGAUCUGAGGGGCGAAGGCCAAACCAUGUGGACUCUGCUCGGGGGCAUAUUGGGUCAGGUACCUGUGCUGUCUUUAUUCCUUUUCAUGUCCUCCUCUCUAAUGUUCAGAAACUCUGUUGAUCUUUCUCUUCCCUCCGCUUGGUGAUGAUUGAUGAUGGAGAGUUUUGUAGAUUGUGUGGAGCAGCAGCGGCUCCGGACUAACCCUGCUGUUUAUAAAAGUCCUUUCAUUUCACACUAACUGAUGUAGCUGUCAUUUACCGUGAAGUUGGACCUGACUGCAGGAAAGUAAAAGCUGUAUCCCACUUCACGUUCCCUUGGCAACCAAUUGCUAAGACGUACCUUUACAGCUAAUGGGUAAUUUAAUGAAUGUGCUGCAGUCUACAGAAAUAGACAGAGAACUUUCUGUUUGUCGGCUGGAACCGGCUAAAACUGCACAGCUAAAGGUGAUUCAACGUCUUCAUCAGAUCAAUGUGACUCUCUGAAGACUGCUCCUGGUUUACCUGUAAUUUAAUACACAUUAAUGUUAAAAUAGAAAAAUUCAAACAUACACUUCUGAAUAAAAACAGUCAUCAAGUCCUGGAUGAUCUAAAGUUUCUUUAAGGAAGGAUUUAGAAGUAUGGUUUUCUUUCUCCUCAUGUUCAAGUGAUCCAGCCUGUUUUGAGAUACAGAUGUGAUUGAGUGUUUUCUCAGAUCUUCAGUCUGGUUCAGCAGCUUAAAAAUGACCUCGUCAUGUGCAGACGUUCUGUGUCUUAACCUGUACCAACCUGCUGAUGUCACACCUCUCACAGAAUUUUUACACAACGUCAGUAACAUGUGCUGAGUGUAAGGACAGGGGAGAAUCUAGGGGGUAGUUAUCUUAUCACUGUAUCAAUCCAAUCCAAUCCACUUUAUUUAUGUAGCACUUUUUUUUUUUUAAUUCAAGUUUACCAAAGUGCUGCACAAUAAAAUUAAAAGAACAGACACUGCAGAAAACAUCAAGAGGAAAGAAAUAAAAGCAGGUAAAAAACAUUGAAAAUGAAAAAGGAUUAAUGAAAUAAAAACACAGAUGCAUAAAAGAAAUAAAAGUGAUAAAAGGACCUUAAAAGAGGACAGAGAGAUCACACAACUCUUAUGUUAAGCUAAAAGCCAAGGAAUGAAAAUGAGUUUUAAGAUGUGUUUUUAAAGUGGAAAGAGUGGGGGGAUGUUUUAAUCUCAAGUGGCAAAUCGUUCCACAAUUUGGGAGCCACAGCUGAGAAUGCUUGAUUGCCACGGGUUUUUAAAUGAGUUUUUUGGGACCACGAGUUGGAGCUCAUCAGCAAGCCUCAAGGAACAUUGGGGGGUAAAAACAUCUGAAUUCUAAAAUGAACGGGAAGCCAAAGGAGGGGCAUCAGAAUAGGAGUGAUGUGGUCCUGUUUACGUUUACUUGUUAAAAGAUGAGCAGCAGCAUUUUGGACUAACUGUAAACAUGUGAGGAAAGCCUGAUGAGCACUUUCGGCUUUAAUUGUAUUGUACUGUAUUAAUCUAUGCAAGCCAAAAGUCCCAUUCAAGGGUCAGGUAACAAUGAGAGCACCCUCUUCUGAGUCAAACGGCACCUACUUCAGACAUCCAGACGUGCUGAUGAACUGUACAUUAACUUGAAUAAACCUUCUCCUGUGAUGGAGCCUAAGAAAAUGUGGGAAACUCUGAUUUAAAUUUGUCCAAACAAAACUUCCUGGCCUAGUGUAGUACUGAGUAUUGUGCUUUAGGACUUGUGUCUACCUGCCUUUAAUGCACACAAACAGACACAUUUUUUCUGCCUUCACAUUUUGAGUCCAUGUUUUUACAUCACCAGGUAGGAUCUCCAUUUUGGUUUCUGAGAGAGUGCAGUCGCUCCUUUAGGGAUUUAUGUUUAAGUACCAUCUGAACUCAUAAAAAGCCUUUAAAGUGUGGCCGUUGAAGAGCAUGAGCCGUGCAGACAAAUGGUAGAAUGAUAUUAAUGUGGUGGCGAGGCAGCAGAAUGGACAGGGACUGGAAGGAAAACUGGCAGUGAAUCUGCAAUGACCACCAUAAAUCACCUAAUUAUGAGCACGCACGCUUUAAGUAGCAACAUCAGUCACAGCACCGCAUGCUUUUGUGUCAUCUAUCUGCCACGUUUUCAUCUCCUAUUUGUCAUCCUGCCUGCCUGCAUUUGCAGAAAUUAUUGAUGUCCCCAACUGGGACUCUCAUCCCUCUUCCAGUCCACAGUCGCUGUUUUUGUUCCCCGUGCUCUUGGAAGUUUAGCACUCCUGGCAACUUGACAAGAAAACAUACAACACAUUUCCCACUAGCCUCCAUAAAACAGUGUGAGGCUGGAGCUGCUGCUGGGUGAGAGAUAUUAUAACAGGUAUUAAUGUUAGUCAGUCCUGCAAGCAGAUCUGUUGGGAUCCAAACAUCUCUGACGAAUCUGAUCCAUAUUCAGACUGAAAUGAAGCUCAGCAAAUGACUUUGCACCUCACUAUUGUAGGGAUGUUUUUCAGAUUCUGCUCUCUGUUCUCAUAAACAUUAAAUGAUAAAUUCUCAUCUCACCAUCCCAGACUCUAACCUCUGUACUUAUUCUACUUCCUGUCUAAAUGUUAAAUCUGUACAUGGACUGUACAAGCUUUCUGGUUUCAGUUUGUUGUGCAUUUGUAGUCUGAGUUGUGUUGACCAAUUAGGUAACAGCAGGUGUUUGGUGUCUGUAUAGAAAACAGCCAGUAUGUAGAGCAAAAGCAGGCGCAACAUAACUCAUCAUUAUGACCUCAUCAGCAGUAAUAUGGUGAUGAUUUAGGGACCUGUAUAGACAUAUGAAUACUAGAAGCUAACAAACCACCAUCACUGCAGUGAGGUCUCUUUUUGACACCUGAGCCUUUGAAUGGUAGUUACUUCAUGUAGUGAUUAAUUCUUGUAUUUUGCCUUCACAUUCUGUGGAGCGAGAUUUUGGGUGAGGGGGCUUGUACACUUCAGAAACAUGUACAAAACCCAAUUCCAUUGAAGUUGGGAAAUUGUGAUAACUCUAAAUAAAACAGAAUACAAUGAUUUGCAAAUCCAUUUCAAAGACAAGAUAUUUAAUGUUCAAACUCAUAAACUUUAUUUUCUUUUGCAAAUAAUAAUUAACUUUAGAAUUUGAUGUUGGGAAAGGUGGCAAAAAAUACUGAGAAAUUUGAGGAAUGCUCAUCAAACAUCUAUUUGAAACAUCCCACAGGUGAGCAGGCUAAUUGGGAACAGGUGGGUGCCAUGAUUGGGUAUAAAAGCAGCUUCCCCAAAAAUUCUCACUCAUUCAAAAGCAAGGAUGGGGCGAGGUUCACCACUUUGUGAACAACUGCAUGAGCAAAUAGUCAAACAGUUUAAGAAAGACGUUUCUCAAAGUACAAUUGCAAGGAAUUUAGAGAUUUCAACAUCUAGGGUCCAUAAUAUCAUCAAAAGGUUCAGAGAAUCUGGAGAAAUCACUGCACGUAAGCGGCACGGCCAGAAACCAACAUUGAAUGCCCGUGACCUUCGAUUCCUCAGGCAGCACUGUAUCAAAAACCGACAUCAAUGUGUAAAUGAGAUCACCACAUGGGCCCAGGAACACUUCAGAAAACCACUGUCAGUAAAUACAGUUCGUCGCUACAUCUGUCAGUGCAAGUUAAAACUCUACUAUGCAAAGCGAAAGCCAUUUAUCAACAACAUCCAGAAACGCUGCCAGCUUCUCUGGGCCCGAGCUCAUCUGAGAUGGACUGAUGCAAAGUGGAAAAGUGUGAUAAUGAAGUAAAGCAAGAUUUUCUUGUAAACAUGUAACUUAACCAACAGCAUCUUGCAGACCAACAAACUGAUUGCUUGCUACACUUAUUAACAACAAAUGCUCUGCACAGGUUGAGAGAAUGACAUUAGAUUCCCCAAAAAUCUUCUGCUGUUUCCGCUGUCCAAACAGGGUUUAAAAAUCUCCAUCUUUGAAGGUGUUUUUGAAAAUCUGUUUAUAGUGACCUGAGACUCUUAAUGGUUGUCAGGAUCUAAGAUUUUCCCCUCAUGAUUACUGUGCCAUUUAAAACUUCCAAUAUGAAAAUCAUGAAAAACUUUUUUUUUAUUUAUCUACAUCUCUAGCUCAAUAAAAAAGAACUUAUUUUGGAAAUAUAUUGCCUCAGAAAACAGUUGUUUGAUAUUCUUCUCUGUCUUUAUGUUGCUUUAUUUCCUGCAGUAAUGCUUUUAUUUUGAAAUAUACUACUUCUGGUGGAUCCUGGAUUCCUGAGUCACAGAGCAGGAAAAAAAACAGAGAAGGGUUAGAAAGUAUAGGUGCAGCCCAGUUGAUGAGUAAACUGAAGGGGCACGUGCUCUGAAUCUGUAUUUUUGACUGUAAGUCUUUGAAUGCGUCUCUCAGAGGGAUGCUAAAGUUAGCUCGCUGGCAGCUGCUGUUUAUUCGUCCCUUUUAUGUCAUGUGGUAUCCAGCUUAUUGUUUUCUUAUCUUAAUGAAGAUAUCAGUAUUUAACUUUCUAAAGAGACAGAUUUCAUCAGAGUCAGUAUAUUGUGACAGCCCGGUUAGAAAUGGGGCUCGCUGAUGCUGAGACAGUGUAAGACCAGAAGAGGACUAACAGGCUUGAGUGAAACAGCACGGGUUGGUUGUGUUUGGAUGCUGUUGAGAGUGGCUGCCAGCUUCAUGUAUCCUCAGGAGGUAGUGCAGAGAUUUUAGCAUCCCACAAUCUGAUAUUAGAUCAGAGAGCUUUAGAUAGAGGGGGCUUUAGGCCCAAAGAUGCCAGCAUGAGUGGAUUAGUCUUACAGCUGAAGCUCACAGCUUGAACUUGCAGGCGUAGUUAUGCAGGAGCACACUCGCUUUGGCAGAGCUGGUUUUUAAAAGUGAUGAUUCAGGUCACAGAUUCAUUAUAUUACUGUAAAGAACAUAAUGAAGAUGCUCUCAGUUAGAGAGAUUUCCCUGUUUGUGUCUGUACUGCAAGGUUUUGAUUAGUUUUCUUCAGGGACAAAAGCCAAACUGCCUGUAUAUAUAUAUAUAUAUAUAUAUAUAUAUAUAUAUAUAUAUAUAUAUAUAUAUAUAUAUAUAUAUAUAUAUAUGUGUGUGUGUGUGUGUGUGUGUGUGUGUGUGUGUUUACUGUUUGCACUCCCUCUAUUUAAUCUACAACUCCAAACUUCUUCAUCUGUCUGAUAAAGCUUGUUAACAAUGUUGAAACUGCUCCAUAUCAGCAGCAGAGACGCUCCCUCACAGCAGAAUGCAUGUGGACUGUGGUCCAGGUGGAGGAGAUAGCCCCUGCAGCCCCUUUUGUGCUUCAGUCACCCCGUUCCUCCAUCUAUCAGGCUUCCCUGCGGGGACGCUCCCUGGCCACUACAGACAGAGCGGGCACGCUCAGAUUAGAACUUCCUGCGGGAAAACCUUGUCUGUUUAGUGACAGGCUCGGUCCCUACGAGAUAAGUUUUCUAAUUAACCUGCGUGGCAGCGACGCACCUGAUGGAGGGGAGAAUAAACUGGCUGUCUGCUGCUGCUUUUCACCUGCCACAUACAACAGGUUCUCCUCUCCCCACAACUCUGCUGUGAGCGAACUUUCACAGCUCUCCACUCAGAGCCAACACACACAGGUGUUCAAGAAGGUGUCACCUGAACCCUGACAGCAACGCAGACUGAGCUCAUCGUUUCACUUCUCUCUUUCUCUGUCUUGUAGUGACAUCUGAAAAUCUUACUCUGCUGCUAGAUUAAUGACACUCUCUGUUACCUAACCUUAUUACAGGUACAUAAUCUACUGAUAUUAACCUCGUCUCCAGGACAAAAAGGCGCAAAUGGUUUUGGGUUUUCAGGUUCAGGUCACUUUAUUUGAACUCUUAAGAGCAGAACAAAAAACAAUUAAAAUACACUAAAAAAAAAAAAAAAAACUGACUUUAGGAUAUAUUAAAAUCAGUUAAUGAGGAACUUAAAUUAAUAGCACUCAGAUAAAUAAAUGAAUAACCUCUGAAAUAAAAAGUGCUGAUAAGUUCUUCUGUCAUUUGUGCAAAAAGUUUUGGAUCAUCCCCAGUAGAUUAUGUUCCAUGCAGGGCAAAAUCUCUCAAUUAGAGCGCCUUGGAAAUGGAACUCAUUCACUGUCCCAUAUGUUGACUUUUUUUUCUUCCAGAGUCAAACGUGACAAAGACUCAUGUUUAAAUUAUGCACCACAGAAAACGUGUGCAUCUUUUUUUUUAUAGAAACUAAACACCCCAGCUGUUCUGAAAGCCCCAAAAGAGAGGAAGCCCAGCAAGAAGGAGGGAGGAUCCCCAGGGAAGUCAUCCAGCCUGCCAGCAAUCCUCUACAGGUAAACAGGCAGGGUCCUCGGGGACGCUGUGGAAAACAGUGGAAGGGUUAAAAAAAGAGGAGCUUAAAUAGCCGGGUAAAGAUACAGAAACAAAAGUUAAGCUGUUUUUAAAGUCAGAAAAUGCAGAGAAAGAAUCAAAGUGCCUCACUGAAUCACUUUUAAGCCAAUUUCAGGUCAAAUGUGUGCAUUUAUGUCUGAUCUAAAACCUAUUUUCAUAACUAAACAGUAAGGUGGAAUCCUCCUUAUUUUUUGGUCCUCCAAAAGUUUGACUUGAAACAGAUUUCAUCCAAACGCCAACAUCAAGCAUGCUGUGUUGUAUUUCUUUGCAGCUGUGGCAUCUGUAAGAAGAACCAGGACCAACACCUGCUGGUUCUGUGUGACACCUGCAAGCUCUACUAUCACCUGGGCUGCCUGGAGCCUCCACUGACACGCAUGCCCAAGAAGACCAAGAACAGUUACUGGUGAGGGACGGGUAGGGUUGGGAUAGGGUGGGAUUAGGGAUGGACAGUUUACAUUUUUAUUGAUAAACAUGGUGUUUAUUGAUCUCACUAUUAAUACUUUUACAUUAUUUGGUGGUAAGAUAAAUCAAGGAGAUAUUUUGAGGAGAACUGGUUUAAUUUUAAAACCUCAACUCCAAAAAGCUAGGAUGCUCGAUGGUCCUGAUCUUCAGGCAUUAAAAACUGGACUCUGGAGUGGAAAUCACUGCAUCAACUCAAAAAUCCCUUCAAAAACCAUUGUCUGAGAACACAGUUCAUCACUGCUUCCACAAAUAAGGUUAAAACUGAACCAUGCAAAGAAGAAACCAGACAGAACCAGGAUCCAGAAACACCAGAGAUGUGGAAAACUGUCCUGUGUCCUGGCGAGGCAGAAGGUGAUGUUAUUUUUGGGGUUUAUGAAUGCUCAUAACAAUCUGAGCCUGUUUGUAGUGAACAUACUCAUUUUCUCUCAGACAUGAUGCUGCUUUAUUAAGCCUGUUUUACUACUUCUGGCUGACUGAAACUUUUUGUCCCGUUAGUCAUUCACCACCCAAAUUAUGAAAAAAGGGGGCUAAAAAAAGGAUUAUUCUUUAGCUUUUCCACUGACAUGAUAUGGGGUAAAUUAAUGUCAGCUGCUGACGUGUUACAUGAACAAAAAUUGUGUUUUCGGGACUGAAACAAGCGACAGGUUCACUGUAAGCUUAAAAAACAGACUGUCAGGGAGCCAUUAGUGAAGGUUACACAGUUUAAGAUUCCUCAGAAAGAAAAGAUACUCGACUCUGCCGCCCUCCCUCUACAAAGCAUGAUUCAACAUGACAGCACCGAGAACAUGAGAGGAUGACUGUGGAUAGAGAGCAGGCGCGGUGUGCAGGAGGUUAUUUUUCCCGCUCUUUAAUAAGGUUACAGAUGCAUCAAUAACAGGACAUUUGUAGCUGCUGUGAAAACAUGACAGGUUUACCUACAACCAAGGAGACGAGCAGCUCCAGCAAUCAAAUGUUUAGGUUUCACAUGGUUAAAUAUCUCUAUUCUGACAUUUAUAGCUGAAGCUAACCUCAUAAAAUAUCUCCAUGAUUCCAGUAUGAAAACGGACUGUUUUCAGAUUCAUUUCCCUCCUGCUUGGAGUUUGUUCAGUCUUAUUGGUUUUGAUAUUUGAGACCGGUCGGCAGCAGCAGGAUUAUCAGACAACGGUGCUGAGAUGGUGGAAAUGUCACAGUCACUUAUUUUAACCAUGGCAUUCUCUUAACCAGCUGUAGAGGAGAUGAAGUUUCACAUAGGAUCAUUCUUAAUACAUUUCAUUACUGAGUGAACUUACAUUGUUUCUGAGAAGAGAAGAGAAAAAAACCUUUUGUUUCUUGGAGUAAAUUUCAGAAAUGAAGAGCAGCAGCUGCUGUUAAAGAAAACGUCAGUGUUAGUUUGUUGUGCACGCUGGAAUAAUUUAUUCAUCAUUUGUUCAAUGCAUUGAGCUCUUUAGGUUUAUUGGGUGAAAAUGUUAACCUACAAAAUGGAAGUUUUUGUUUUGUUAACAAAAAACAGAAACAGAGGGAAAAGCUGCAGAGAUGACAGACAAGUGAGACAGAAGCUGCUGCAAAAACUCAAAUCUUCACAUGUGUUUUUGUUUUAUUGGACUAUCAAGAUAUACGAUUAUUGAGGUCAUAAAAUACAGAUGAUAAUAUUGUGAUAUUUAUUGAAAACCUCAGUCAAAAACAGAGCAAAGACAGGAGUGGCACAAAACAUAACUUCACAAACUUGACUACAAUACACAGUCAACUUCAGUGCCAUCAUCUAUUUCUGAUUAUGUUUAAAUUUGUGAUUGAUCCACAUCAGCAGCUCAUUGGUCUUUGGAGAAGAGGUAGCUUUACUCCUUUAUAGUUAGACUGUACUUUUAUUUUGAAAUGUACUGUUUCUGGUAGAUCCAAAGUUACUAAGGUGACAGAAAACAGUCAAAUGAACGGUGAUGCAGUACGAAUGUUGAUCAGCAAUCUGAAAAGGCUCAAAGGUUGUUUUUGAAUUGAAAAUUAAUCUAGGAAAGUCAGUUUUUAAUUGUUUCAUUUUUUUGUGAGAGGGCUGCUACAGCUAGCUUGCAGGCAGUCCACUUCUUCUUUGUCUAUCCUCUGAUGAAAGAUGUGGCAACCAGCAUAAGAGCUAUUACUGUCAACUGAAGGUAUUACUGUAGACUAAUUUUAGCACAAGAUCAAUACGUUCCAGUUAGACAGUAAAGACCAAUGAUUCAAAGUCUGAGACAUUUAAACAGACGAGCUCUCUUUCUUCCUCAGGCAAUGCUCUGAGUGUGACCAGGCCAGCAGUGAUGAGGCUGAUAUCGCCAUGGAGACACUACCCGAUGGCACCAAGAGGUCCAGGAGGCAGAUCAAAGGACCAAUCAAAUUCAUCCCACAGGAGAUGUCACCGGAGCCCAAAAAACAUCAAGUGAGAGGCACGGUGUGUAUCAGCACACCAAAAACCGUUGUCAUCAUCAGUUCAAACACAAAAACACGGUUUAGAGCCAAAAACAAUGAGAAGAGUUUCAGCUGGACUUGUCCUCCACUCUCAUUAGAGUCUAAUUGAUGUCAGUGUCGGCUAAUUGAUUGAUCUGUAUUGAUUACAAAUAAUUAACUCCAGUCCUCAUCAGAUUGAUGCAAGCCUUAAUCUUUUGGAAAGUCACACAAGGUGACCUUUUAUUCCUCGGAGCACAAAUAUUUAAAUAUUUGUUACGACAGGGGCUUGUGUUUGACACGGGGCUGCAGCUGAACUCAUUAAUCGAAAAACAAAACAAAACAAAACAAAACUGCAGAGUAUGAGGAAGAAAAGGAAGCAGAGUAAAGAAGUUAAGCCAGUGCAGAGGAGCCUCAAAUCUGCAUUGUUUUUUUUUAUGGCCAGUACAGGGCUAGUCCAGAAGUUAGAAUAUAUAAAUCACGAGAAACAUGGACAAGUUCUCAAGUGUUUGAUUCCCUCAGUGAACACUUUCUUUAAUGAGUUUAUGGUCUUGAUUUCUAGUUUCAACUCUUCUUUAACUAAGCAUGAUGUCUAUUUUGUGGAUUACUCUCAAAGAAACUGACAACUGUGCAGACAGAAUCUAUAUAUAGCCACUCCGAGAACAGCACCCUCUGGUGACAAGCUGCAGUAUAGGUCAUAAAUCCCGCCUCCGCCAGCAAAGCUUAUAAUGCUGUGGACAAACUUUUAAAAAAUUUUUACACAGAAUAUCACCCGGGGGAUAUGCUGUUUGAGCUGAGCGUCAUCACAGCAACCCCCCCCCCCCCAAAAAGUCCACAAUGCUGAUGCACAAGUGGUGGCGUGCGUACAACGCUACUGCACAACGUUGGUUUCAGGAGAAAACACAGAAUUACUGAGAGCUUUUGGGCUUCAAAUCCGUAUACUGGCAGAAGGUGGAACCAAGUUGUCCAUUGUAUAUACAGCCUAUGCAAUGUAUCUACAGUAGUGUGUUGGUUCACUUUUCUCUGACAGACAGGGUGUCCAUGUCCAAACCUCAGAGCUGCUUUAAUAAGACAUGAAAAUGUAUCCACACAUACCUAAAUCCACAUGCUGUUCACACCGGUUCACUACCACCCCAUGUUUUGUCGGUUUUGUCUAUUUUUCCUUAAAACUUUUGUUCCCUAAGGACAACAGAAGGGUCGUAUGUGGACUGUGUCAGCCUACAGAGAAACAUUUGGUGUCAGCUGUGAGGAGGAACAGAAUCCCUCACUGGAUCCCACUUAUCUGCACCGGCCAUGCUCUGAUCCUCAGAUACAGAGCCGCCUCCCCGCUCCCUCAAGAAACACUCCAGAUUGAUAUCUGACAGCUCCGCGCUGAGGAAAGCGGGGGAGGGGCCGGGCUUGUCUUUCACUUCCCCUUUUUCUUUCUCCCACUGUCAAUAUGUGACCCGGCGUCGCUCACCUGGGACUUUGGGGAACUUUCCUCUGGUGGCUGUGGAUGCUCACAGCAGAGUCAAUUCCUCUGAAGCCACUCCUGACUGCAGCCUGUGUUACAAAUAGAGGAAUGAACAAAGAAAAGGAGGAGUGUCUCAGCCACUUCUCUCACUCUCCACACUCCAUCUGUCUUAGAGGGGAAAUAGUGGAGUGUUGGAGCACAGUGGCGGCCUGGGUUAAUGUGUUUUUCUGUUCAGGUUUGGAAACCCUGGGCCCAGACAUGUGCCGAGGACCCUGCUGGAGCUCUGGGGGAUUAAGCAGCUUUCUGAUUUUUCUCACAGCCACAGCUACUCGGGCGAGGCACUUCACUGCAGCAUUUAUCUUCAAAUGCAAGGCGUGCAAUGGCAGACGCUAAAAGGGCCCUGCUUUGCAUUUUUAAUGCUUUUACCAGGGCACCCAGGCGCUGGCACUUCUCUAAAGCCAUGUUUCAAUUUAUCAGGGCUGGCUAAUCGACCUCCUGCUGGCCUUCGAGGCUGCGCUGUGUGUGCGCUGGAGAGCUGCUGUAUGUGUGUGUGUGUGUGUGUGGGUGUGUGUGCAACAUGCACACAUUUACAUUUGGCCAAAAGGGCUGACAUGGCCCAGUGCCACCUUGAUGAAGCUGAGAGUCUUGUGGCUGUUAUUCAUAGCCUUCAGUGCCCGCCGGAGAAAAACGUUUCAAGUCAACCUGUGAGCUGAAUUUUUAUUGAGUAAGUAUGUAAUGUCAGAGCUGUAAAAUUAAUGCUCCAUGAUUUUACACCGCCCUGUUUCAGGUGUAGAACAUCUCAAACACUUAUCCAUUCAGGCUUCAUGCAAGGACACAUCAUUAACACACAUUUGUUCUUGGAUAGAGCGUGCCAAAGAAGACUAGCCACUGUUUUAUGUAACUCUGUCAUGAAGCAGUUUUAUAGUCAGCAUUUCUACCUCUGCUUACUCUGAGAACGUCGGCUGAGUAGAUGGAGCUUUAAUGGCCCUUUUAAUACAGAAAUCCAGCUACAGCACCACCAUAAUGCCUGGUUUGCAAAUUUGUCCCAUCCCAGAGACAUUUCCAUUGCUGAAGGUUAGCUGCUCACGUCUUCUCCUUUUUUCUUUCUUUAAUUAGAAACAUCCUUUAACGUCACACCCCUGUCACGGCCUUCAGGCUUCCUCAUUUACACAGGAGAAGUCAACUGAGCUCUGUCACCACCUUCCUUGCUAGCCUGAGAUUAAAGCGGUAUGACCCUCCCAGUUCAGGCUUUGAAAUUUUUACUCAGAGGAUUGAAGCAGAAGAAAAGCAGCCUAAAAGAGUGGUUAAAAGGGCCACCAAAUAUGCUGCUGAAACAAUAUGGACACGAGAGGUCUAGGGCAGAUGUGGUCUAAGCAAUCUGGAGCUGUAUUCACACAUGCAGAAAACUCCAAAAACCUCCUCACUUAAAUUUUCAUGGCUAGCUGCGUGUACAAACUGGACUCUUUCCUGGUCGCCCCUAAAAGAAUUGGCUGAAAGAGCACUGCAGGACAUAUCUGAACAAAUCUCAAGAGUUUCAUAUUCUGAAGUGUUGUUCUGAGAUUUCAGCUGCUCAACAGUUUAGGGUCUCCUUUGUCCUGUUUUUGGUGUCAUGAUGCUCUCGAUGUUUUUAACAAGUCAGGACUGCAGGCAGACCAGUUUCUCAGUAGGACUCUUCUCCUACAGAACCAUGCUGUUGUAAUCCCUGUUGUCAGAAUGUGGUUUGUCAUUGUUUUACUUAAAUAUGAAGGUCUUCCCUGAAAAAGUCUUUGUCUGGAUGUCAGAAGAUGUUGCUCAUAAACCUGUAGAUAUUGUUCAGCAUUAAUGGAGCCCUCACAGAUGUGGAAGAUACAAACAAUGGUUUUUUUGAUGUGAUUUAGAGUCCAUGCAGUGAUUUCCACUCCAGAGUCCUGUCUGUUUUUUAAAAAGCAGUGCUGCCUGAGGGCCUGAAGAUCAGGACCAUCCAGUCUUGGUUUUGGUCCUUGUCCCUUUAGUUCAGAGAUUUCUCCAGAUUUCAGAAUGAUAUGAUCUUCUGUAGAUAAUAAAAUCCACUCAUUCUUUGAUAUUUGACACUCAGAAACAUUAUUCUGAAACUGUAGAACUGCUGGCUCACGCAGUCUCUCACAGAGUGGUGAACCUCUGGCCAGCUUUCCUUCUGAGAGACUCAGCCUCUCUCAAUGUCCUUUUAAUGCCCAGUCAUGUUACUAACCAGUCAGACAUUAACCUCACCAGCUGUUUUUUAGAGUAACACAGAUGUGAUUGUUCUCACCCUGAAUGUCAAAAAAGUCUGUAAAAAUGAUAUUAAUGAAACUAUCUUUGGACGUUAAAUCCAGUAAAGGGAAGUUUUCAGGGGGACAAACGGAAUGCAGCCAUAAAAUGCUCCCCUUAAUUGGUCAUGAUUUACUGUGGCCUGCUUCAACCCCAGCACUAAUAUUUAAACUCCCAUACAGACAUAUGUCAUUAAUCAGUUGGAAAUUAUGAGAAUGAAGUGAAUAUAUAGUUAGUAGCACUUCCUAUGCUCUGUUAAUUUCUCUAAUCCUGUGUGAAAUGAUUCAUGCUUGUUAAAGAUUCACUGAUGUACUUAAUUAAAAGAUUGAUUUUGCCGGGGACUUAUAAACUGCCUGCAGUUUUAAUUUCCUCACCUGAGCAGAGCCUGAGAUUAGCUAUGCUGUGCGUCUGAGGGUUUUUUAGCUGAACCAGCGACUGAUCUGGCCCCUGCUCUGCCUGCCUUAUAGAUUACUCCCAGAGACAGAGCUUUAAUGCAGAAAUAACUAAACAGCAUCAGGCCUUUUGUUAAGAGCUGGAGGAAUAGUUAAGGUAUGUAGGAGCCAAUUGGCAGCAGUCUUGCAGUUAGCAUUCUUAAUGAUAAGUGCUCCAUCUGGCGAGUGGUGGCGAGCCAAAGGCGACAGAUGGAAUUGUUUUCACAAUCUGUUUAAAUAUGUUGUCGAUUUUUCUUCCCCUCUUUAAACCUCCCAGCAGCUCCGGCACUCAGUUGCUUGCAAGAAGGAGAAAAUGUUUGUUUUUUAUUUCCUCUCAUGCAUCUGCUGGAGAAACACAAGUUCAGACAAGUGUUUCUAGCAUCGGUCUGGUUAGUCCUUGAUAGAAAGAAUAUUAUUAGUGUCCUGGCAUGUUCAGUUCUGUGACAUGAUGGGCUGAGGUGGAGGAGAGCCAGCAGCGACGUGAGUCAGGCUGCCCUGAAAGAACAAAAGGGUUUAAUGGAUGCUUUUGAUACGAAGAAACUAGUGGAUCAUAUUAUUGUGCAUUCGAAGAGGUUUGUGUUACUGAAAUGACAAAGCAUGAGAAUGAGCACAAUACUCGUACUUUUCUAGUAACUGUUCAAUCGUUUCAUCAAAUACGCUUGAAAGUGACUCAGCUUCCUACAUUCAUCAUUAAAUCACUCAGAGGAAAAGAAAAGUGCCAGGUUUUGAUUUCACUGUUUUUGACCCUGGCUUAAAAGUGAUUUUGUUUUUGUCUUUAUUUUGUUUGCUUGUUUUGCAGAGAACCAGGGGGCAGAAGAGGAAGAGAAUCCCCAUCUGUGAAGACAGAGAAGAUAAAAUUGAGGUUUGUGUUGCACUUGUGCUCCAAAAGGUGUUUUUUUGACCAAAAGUAUCCAGACCUUUUAGUUCCAGGGACUUUUCUUAAAGGAACUAAAUGGUUUCUGUGACUCAUAGUUUGUGUUUCCAUCAGGGACCUUAACUGUUUUCAUUUACAUCCUGGUUGGAUAGCAUUAUGGCAACAUGGCAGCAGGCAUUAACCAGCACUGCAGUCCUGGCCAGAGUCAGGCCACUGCAUGUGAGCAGAAUUUGAGUCCUACAAUCAUAAAAAGAACUUAACUUGUUUAAUUAUAUAUAUAGUAUUUCCGGUGCCUGGGGUAACAACAUUCAGUCAUUCAGUUGUCUCAGUACUCACAUCCAUGUUUGCCCGUCCUCAUAUGAAUUUCCUGGAGUCUUCAUUCACUGUUGAUUUUGAUUUUUUUUUUUUUUCAGCAAUCAUGAACACAGGCUGCCACACGGCAUAAAAAGGCACUAAUGCUGUUAAAAAAACAAACACAUCUUGACUCUAGAAGUGCUGCUUCAAAGUUAGAUUAGACUGAGUCGAAGUUCACAGCAAUUUUCAUCAAACAUACCAACUAAAUAUUUCUCCCUCUGUCCUCCUGCCUCUUUGUGGUUGAAUUUUUUACUCCCCUUUACCUUUUAACCAUACAUACAGCGCUUGACUGUAACCCAUCAUGUUUCCAUAGGAACCGCUUCCACGGGAACGUAGACAACGCCAGUCUGCAAUGCAGAAAAAAACACCCAAAGCUGAUGACACAAGGACCGAGUGUACAACCUGCAAAGGACCGGGUGACAACGAAAACCUUGUGAGGUGAGGGAGUAUGUGUGUGUGUGUGUGUGGCUGCCAGAGGGAGGAGGAGGGUUAUUAGACAUGUAUGUGUGUGCGUGUGUGUGUGCAUGUGUGUGUGCGUGUGUGUGGGAGGGGGCGUCUCGUGAAGCAGCCAUAUCCUCCUGAUGAUUAAAGUUCAGUCUUCAUUAGGCGCCAGCCGCCUGGGCUCUGCAGAACGAGGGGGCUGAGGGUGUCUUCUCCAUAGGCCGCCUAUAUUGACCUGCCACAUACAUUUGCACAGUUCAUUAAGGCGUAAUGAAUAGCACAAUUUAUCUGCUCCUUUCCUAGGAUUUUAGGUGUCAGCCCUCUAAUAAGCAGGAAUCUACUUUGACACUGGAAAAUAAAAAAGGAGCUCACAGCAGGCGUCCUGUCAGCUCAGCGUCAUGUGAUCCAUCUGACGGACAAACAUGUGGCGCCAUGUUUGUAAAACUAAAAUGGCUCAUUGUAACUUAACCUAGAUGACUUUCUUAAUGACACCUCUCUCUGACUACUUUUUUAAAUCCUUCCAUCUUAAACUUGAUUUUGUGAGAAAGUGCCUGAAAGAUCCACGUUUAAUGUCUUGAAACCUGUAGUCUCUUUAAUGACCAGCAGGGGAGCAACUGCAUUAAUGGUCCGUGAGAAGAAGGUCUGACUUCUCACUUUGAUCCGUACCUUAGGAAACUUUUUUCUAAUGACUUUAAGUUCUUAACCUCUAGUUUUAAAUGUUAUCCAAUGCAGCACAAAGUUUAUGUUGUAAAGUAAGAAAUAUUUAAAUGUGCAAACAGAUAUUAUAGUAGAGGUUUGCCUCAGGGCAGGGCUACCAAUGAUUAGCAUGUUAACACGCAACAUGUCAGCCGGGUUUUUACUCUGUGGAUUGUCCAAGAAUGGUCAUUUUACACCCCCCACCACCACCACCAACUCAAGGCCCUGGAAUCAAUACAUGCAUACACAUUGUGUCAAGUUUAUCAGACUUCUCUAAGUCUUCUCACUUUCUUUGAUCGUUACUGAAGCUUUCUUUUCCAUUUCUUUGUUGACAUAAACCCCACUCCUCCAUUUUCUUCUCUCAACUUCCUUCAUCCACGUGUUUCCUCAUCAGACUUGGUUUAUAUGUUUCUUGUCAUCAGUUAUUGUAUUUCCUCAGCUGGACUUUACAGUAAAACAUAAUUUAAUUUAACUGUAUAAAGCUCUGUCACCAAUCAGGAGAUCACUGUGGGAAUCAAAGCACUACUCUGACUUAUUAUUAAUGCUUUCAUAAUUAUUAUUAUAUUAGUAAUUAUAUAUUUUUUUACUUUAUGUCUUUAAUAACAAUAAUUAAGUUUAUUUAUCAGAACUUACAAAAUCAGAGUCCCAAAGUGCUCAUAAUAAAACAGAAAACAGGGUUUGCAACAGCAGGUACCAGUAGAACCAGUAGAAUCCAAUUUAAACUCAGGCCCAUACUUACAAAAAUGAGUUUUUGAGUUUAAACAGAAAAAAAGGAACUUAGGAGUCUGACCCUCUCAGAUCGAUCAUUUUGAAGCAGUGAUUAUUUUAAACAGCAUAUCUUAAACAUGAAUUCACAAAAAAGACAAGUUACUUGUUGUAUUGUUACUUAUUGAAAAGCAGUUGCUUGCCAUUUGUAGUGCCAUCUUCUGGGUAAAAUAAUGUAAUAACAGAGGGCCCCUCACUGCAUAUUAUGCAGUGUUUUUACUGCACAGGAUGCAGCUAACAUUUAGAUGUCAACAAAAAUAUGUUUUAUACAUAUGGCAGUCAAUCAACCCACUCUGUCCUCAGGGGGGCACCAAAUUGAAAUUUCCUCCUAUGAGCUUUAGCAAUUGAAAGAUUUAUUUGUGAACAGGAAAUCCUCAGUCAGGAAUCUGUUUCACUGUUAGUCUUCAAAAACCAUCACAAACAAACACAGAAACAUGAAGUCACAGUCACACCUGGGGUUAAGAAAAGGUGCAGUUUGACUAGUUUCUCCCAAAAUGACCAAAUGAAUAUGAAAUGACUCAAAGUGAACCAAAACAAAGUGAGUCGGACACACAGAGUUUCACUGAUGCAUCAACAGAGUUAUCCACUCUGUUCAUGCUCAUUAAUUCCCAGCAGCAGUUUCUCUUAGUCUUUAACACCGUCAGCAGAUUAUAAUCUGCUAAUAAUUUUGAUAAUUAUCUUCUCUUUUUUUUUUAGCAGAAAUUAAUUUUGGUCUUACAGUCAAUGUAACAGCAAAGUAAUCAGCAGUUAAUCGGUGUUGAAUUGUUAAAUUCUUGUUUCUCUCAGUGUAACAGAGCAGCUGCUUUUAAUGACUUUAAAUCCUUUAAAACCCAAAUAAUGACAGAAAAACAGAAAAGUGGAGUUUCUUUUUUCUGUGUGUUAUUAAAGAGAGGAGCUCAGAGCGAAGGCUGUUAAAACUCUCCUAUUUCUAUGGGUCACUUCCACACCCAUCCACCUUUUUUCAUCACCCUCCAUUCGUCCCUGCAGUUUCUUUAAGGAUUGAACCGUUUUGUGCUACAGAACAGACCAACAGUCGCACACUGAAUGAUGGUCACAAAGCUGAGAGCAGUUUCACAGAGGCAGACCCAAACCUUGGCUCUUGUGUUUGUGUUUCUGGAGCUCUGUAGUUGCUGUUUCGGUUUUGAGGGUUUUCUGGUCGGGGGUGUGAGGUGUGCUGCCCUGACCCUUUCUAUCUUUGCAUUGCACAGGUUGUGAGAGCCGGGGCAGCCAUCUCACCUCCCAUAAAAACUGGGGACAGAUGACCGGUUGGCUUAGAGAGACAGAGAGAGGCAGAUUGAGGCGUUUGAAGGACAAGACCGUCACGCUGCUCCGCAACCCCCUCUGACCCAAACUGGACCAACGAAAAACUGAACUGGACUAUAAAGGUUAAACAGCCAAUAUCUUUGGAUGAACUCUGGACUCCUAGCUGCUUCAGCACAUUUGAAGGGUUUGGUUGAUUCUUUUAUGGCUCUUAAUUGUCUCCAUGCAAUCGUCUUCAUCUGCAAAGUCUGGACUCUGCUAGGGAAAAAUGUAUAUACCAGGACCAUAUCAGAAGAAACUGUAUCUUUGUAGCAAUACUCCAAACCAGAAAAGGUAGAAGAGCUUUCCAUGAAGACGACUGAUGGAGGCAACUGCAGCAAAUUGUAUUUACAAGAACCCAGGCAUGAUAACUGAAGAGGAUUUCAGAGAGUCACUAUGUUUACGUUCACAUUAGUACCUUGGUUACAAUUAGGUUUUUGAAAACCUUUAGCCCAGCUGUUCAAAAGGUUUAAGUUCAGGUUUGAAAAUCCUUUUUUUCCCCUCAGGAUCAGUAAAUUCAUCCGGUUUUUGUCCUGGUUUUCAGAGAUUAUUGAAAGGAUCAGCAUGUGCCAAAUGUAGACUUUUCAGGCAAAACAAAAUCUGGAUUACCUGAGCUCUGAAUAUAUAUAUAUAUAUAUGUAUAUGUAUGUAUGUAUGUGUAUAUAUAUAUAUAUAUAUAUAUAUAUAUAUGUAUGUGUGUAUAUAUAUGUAUGUAUAUAUAUGUAUGUGUAUAUAUAUAUAUGUAUAUAUAUGUAUGUGUAUAUGUAUAUAUAUAUAUAUAUAUGUAUGUAUAUAUAUAUAUACACACACAUACAUUUAUAUAUAUAUAUACACACAUAUAUAUAGAUAUAGAUAUAGAUAUAUACAUAAUAGAAACAUGAAAAUAUGUGUCAAAGUAUGUUCUCAGCAAUCAACAGCUUGUUUAAAUGUGAACACACCUUUUUUCCACCCUGACUUAUAGCGAAUUUUAAGGCGUUUAAGUUUAGCAGAGUUUCUCUGACUUGCUCGCCUCAACUGUGUAGUUUUUUUUUUUUUUGUCAUUACCUGAAUCAGAAACCUUCCUCCUCUUAGAUGGCACUGCUUUAAAAUUUGAUCCCUUUAAACUAUAGAUAAAUGAGUAAAGCAAUGUUUCAUUUAAAUGUUGAAUCCUGACUACGAUUGAAACCAGGGUACUAAUAAGGAUGUGACUGAAACAGAGCAGUUCCUUCUGUGGUAUAGGCUUGCAUUUAACAGACGGUACAUGUAAAUGAAGACAUAAGCUAUGGAGAAUUUCAGAAUUGUGCAAAUGACGCUGCAGAUGAUCAGAGGCCUCGCUGCUUUUAGAUUUUGUAGCUCAAAGUGUGGAAAGGAGGCAAAAAAACAAAAAGCAGAAAACUGUUGAAGUUGAUCUUUUUAAUGAUCUUGGCUUUUUCCUCUCCAUGCCUUGGGGUGCUUACACAUACCUUACCUUUACAUGAAUGAUUUUAGAUCAGCAACUUGUGUUUUGCACUUAAAAUGACCCUUAACAGAGACAUCUUAUCAGGACCGUCACUGUUAUUGAUAGAUGUCUCCCUGAUCAUUCCAGAGUUUUCUCUGCACAUGCACUUGAACUUUAUCAGACUGUGUUUUUUAAGUAAAAUGAGGGAAAGUGUUUUUUUGUGUCGGCUGUGUGUGGCGAGGCAGUAAAGAAAUGCUACCAUACAGCAUGUGUAGUAGAAACAAUCUAGUGUAGUUAGCAGUGAUUCCACGUAGAUAUUAGUCAACAUGUCUUUAGCGUAUGAACACCUUUAGAAGUCUUCCUCUAGUCGCCGUAUCUCAGAGACAGUCAAACUGACAGAAAGACUCCAAGCUUUGUCUCCUCAUCCCGCCGGGAUGGAGUUAGUUCUGUCAAAAGAGCAGCUGCCUGCUGCUCCGUCAGGACUCAUGACGAGUGUCACACUCUGCCCUCAUGUGUCAGUCCGCUACCGUCCAGGCAGAUAUGCAUGCUUCUGGGAGCAGUCAGACCCGGGCGGUUUGCUGCUGUUGGCUCCUCUGCAGAGAGUGGAGACACACAAACACUCUGGGUCUGUGUUUGCUGACCUCUGACCCCAUCACUCUCAGCCUGUCCGCUCAAAGAUAGUCCUACAAUGCAUGGCUCUAACUAUUUACUCUGUACAGUAAGUUAAACUGAAAUAAGUGGCGUGUCCUGUAGAAUCUGAAUGCCAGGUAGCUUUGUAGUGUGACCAUGUGUACAGUAUUUAUGAAGAGGCCAAACAUCCACGUGUUUCUUUUCAUGCCUACAUACUUGAUUCAGUAUCAUGAGCUUGUGUUGUGAGCAGAGUUGAACUCUGAUUGUCACUUUUUCUUUUCAUUGCCAAACGUGUUUACAGACGUGUUGUGAAGGGACUUUUUCUGAAGAACUGUGUACUGUAUUUCUGUGACUCUGUACGAAGUAAGAAUGUGAAUGUCGCUGCUGUUUGUGUACGUGAAGUGUCUCAGCCUCUGGCCUCCAGCUCCUGAAAAUUAAGCGGAGCUUUAAUAAACUCUUGACUUUUUCACCUUAUUGCUGCAGUGAUAAAUGAGUGUCAGCCAGUUAAUUAAUUGUUCUAAAGGUGCGGCAGCGGCGGUCCGUUUGUGCGUGUAAUGCCCUCUGUCAUCUGUGAUUUAUCACCUGGGAAGUGGCCUUCUCGUUGGGAGGGGGUGGCUCCACCAAGUGUUUCUUUCCAGCACACAUGGAGCUCUGUGGAGAAGGUAUCUGCCGGAUUCUCGCGCUGAAACACAGCCUGCAUACAAAUGAUGGUAAGAGCUCACCUUUGGAAAAGACCUUAGAUGUCUAAACUGUUCACAAAUAGGCUGACAGCUCCUAUCAGCUGUAAAUUAUGACUUUAAUCAAGUUACCAGUCAGUCCAAAUUAAGCUCAUGUUUGGAGUUUAAAAGAAGAACAACCAUACUUAAAAUCCGAACCAGUUUUUUUCCAUAUUCUUGAGUCUAAAUGACUGUCGAGGGUUUGCUAAUCUUGAGAGCCUGAAUUUGAACAUAGCAUGAUGAAGACCUCAAAGUUGAGACGGAAAAACAAUGUUUUUCAUGAACAAAAAAAACAUACUCCUUUUAUAUUACAUGCUUUGGAGAAGGUUGGCUCGGACAAUAAAACAGUGAAAAAGUGAUAAAAACACCUGACAAAGAUCUCUGUGAACUUACUUUGUCACUGCAUUCCUUAAUGGGGUUUACAUCUGAACAAUUCAAAGAGGAAACUGUAGAAAUAAUGUCCAGAAAUGCAACACGUUGAAGAUAGACUAAAUAAUAUUUGACAUUUCUUUUUGGAAAUUAUGGCCCUUUUCAUGCAAUAACUCAAAGAUUAAGAGCAGAUAAAUAUGACCCAGAAACACCAGAAACUUCCGUGGACCCAAGGGGGGAACUGUCCUGUUUUUAAACAUCUUCAAAAUUGGACAUUCUGUUUGGAAAUCUUGGAUUUAUUCACACACGCUGUUUGGACCAAGAAUAAUAGAACCAAUUUUUUUUUCUUCAACUUCUUUGUCCUGUGAAGAAAUUAUUCAAAGAUUUUCUGAAUAUCAAAGAGUGUGUCGGUUACAGCUCGCUGAACUUUGAUGUCUCACCAUUAAACAGGAAGUUACUGUAACUCCUUCAUACGACGUUCAAUCUGUUUGAUAUUUCAUUUAUGUGAUCAAGAUUAAGCCUUGAACACAUAAAUAUACUUAUUUUGCCAAUAUCAUUAUGUAUUCAUAGCGCCCCCUGUGAAAAAUCAUGGUAAUUACUUAUCAAUACCAUGCCUGAUCUGUAUUGUAUUAACAUCUACAUAUUCGUCAUAAUAUACAGCACCACCAACAGAAAAAAAAAAAUUAUCUUUAACUCCUGUGUACUUCUGAAUUAUUAUACUGCCGUAGAUAAGAUAACUUUGUCAAGUUCAUAACCCCACCUGCUGGUAAACACUUGUCUGCAGGUUCCACGCAGGUUCUGGAGGUUCUGUUCAUCUCCACUUGCAGCCUUAAAUCAUGUUGUACCCUAAAAAGCUAAAAAAAAAGAAUCUCCAACCACAGCCAUCUUUGGUGUGUGCAGGUGUUUGAGCAGAGUCUCUUUAAUUUAAACACCAGUGUAAGAAGCAGACAGAGACAUUUUUGGUAUGAACGUCUCUGCGAAAUGGAACCAACUUACCGUGGAGAACUGUAGCCGCCCCAAUCCCUCAUCCUCGACCCCCGGUGUCCUCGGGGACCAAACAGCAGCCUGCAAACCAGAGAUGAGCUCUGCUGCAGCUGGUUUCUGGUCUGGUUUGAGGAAGAGACUGGGGGGUGAAGGAGGUGGGGGGGCAUGCAGGAAGAACGGAGGGAGGGAGGGUACGAGGGAUAAAGAGAGAGAAAAGCUAGCAGGGGAGGUUCUGGAAGGCAGUAACCUUUCCGAUGAUGAGUGCGUUUCCCAUUACUGCUCUGACACCAGAUCCGGGGAGAUGAUUUAAUGGCGGCAUUUUGUUUUUGCUGACUUCACCCUUUUUUUUCAUCCUAUUAAAACAGAAAACACCCGAGCUGGGACCACGGCUGUGUGGGAAGUGUGGCCAAGCAGCUAAAAUCUAUUACCCCUCAACUUCUGUCCUCGUCUCUUUAUCCUGGCCAUCCGGCCCACUGUGGGUUCUCUCCAAUUCCUCUCUUCCUCCCCCGCUGGUUUUUGUCUCAUCAUCCUUUCACUGCACCGUGAUUCCUCUUUACCCAAUAAUUUAGUCAUAAAACAUUGAAAAUGAACGCAGAGCUCUCUAUCUUCAUCGAUGUACUAAUUAUUGACUUGUUUCAACCCUCAAACAGCUGGAUCCAUAAAAAAGGCAGGACAUGACAUGUAAUAUAUUCAUAUUAUUUUCCAGGAUUAUUUAGACCUCAAACAAAAGAGACUGCAUUGCUCUCUGGAAGAGAAACAAACAUCAGAACGGGUUAGUCAGGGUCAUAUAUGUAUAAUUGUGUUUGAAUGAAUUUAAUACAUUUAGAGUCUGUCAGAUUCAGCGUCCUCGUAUUAUAGGAGGGCAUGGGGUUGCAUUGGUUAUAAAGUGGACUGAGUUACUGGCCCGGUCAGUCUCUGCAGGACUCCACUUUGUCCUGCAGAAGGUGAGGGCGCAGACCUGCAGCUGAAAUACACACCUCUCCGUGUGAUUCACUGGGGCCCCCUGCUGGAAAACACCAGAAACUUCAGAGCUUUUUUUGAGUCAGAGCCGCAAAGAUCUGUCCCCCUCUCUCAGCUUAGACGUCCGGACGAGCUAAUAAAGGCAGGUGUGACUUCAGCUCUCCAUUCAUUACUUCCUCCUCUCUUGUAAAACAAUGGCUCCUUUAUAAUGUUGCACUGACCCACCAGUAAAUCAAAAAAAGUAGGAGCCUCCAGAAGUCCAAUAAUCCACUCCUUUCUAUGGAGGGACAGCAGCACACUCUGUCAUGGAGAAGACUCAAUGGCUGAGUGCUUUGUGUCAUAUUGAUUUCCGUCACGUGGCCUCUUCCGAGAUAAUUGCAUUGCCCACUUGUGAUAAAUUCACUGCCUUGUUUCAGUCACUUGGGCUGCAGGAGAGAAAAGAAGUUUUUGAGGCUCCAAACCCACCGUCGAUACCUGGAGCUACAAGCCAGGGCGGAGAGCAGUAACAAGCAUCAAUAACCCGACAUGUUUGCUGCCUCAUUGUUAAUGUGUGUUUGAUAUUUGUCUUUGUUAAAUUCUCACCUCUCGAGGGGUUAGGCCACGUAGAUGCUCAUCUAAACAGGCUUAAUGUUUACCAUCCUUAGCGUUCUCUCACAACUUACAACCAGAUUUACAUACUUUUCUAUCAGUCUUGUGUCCAAGAGGAUUGAGUGUACAACAAAUAGAAAACCUAGAUUCAACCUCUGUUUACAAUGCUUAACAUGUUUGUAGGAAUUGUCUCUUUAAAGGGAUAGUUAAAGGAUUAUGCACUCGGUGAUCGACUCAUCAGGGCUCCCCCACAAACAAGCUGCUGCUGGAGGAGAGGGGGUGAGUUGUGUUCGGUUCAUGCUAAAGAAAUUAGGCAAAGUUAAAAAGAUGUUUGGUGGCUAGUGCUGUGGCUGGGACCCUAUAUGUACUGUUGAUGAAGUUAGGUGCUGUUCUGAGCAUUAUAUGUGGCUAUAGAGUGGCUUUUUAGUCGAGGUUUGCAUGUGGAUCCAUAGACCGCUGUGUAUUGCUAUCCUGUGGUCAUUACUAAAGUUGGUAUUACUGGAGAAGCAAGCGGUCAGCAAUAUUCAUCUCUCGAGGGGAUGUCUAACUUGACAUUUUGUUUGACCCUGUCUUAAUUUUAUGCCAGAAUAUCCCUUUAAGGCCCCCCAGUAUUUGGUAACCCAGCACUCUAGAGUUCCUCUCCUCUGUUGCCAUGCUAUAAAGUUGUGGUUUCUCUAUUGAAGAUAUUACAUUAUGAAUGUAAGCAGGACAUUCUGUUUCGUAAGUGUACAUACAUUUUGCUCCUUUUUCGAGAUUUAUCAAUCUGUGCUGUCACAAGUCAAGGAAAUCUUGCUCAAUUCUUGUGUACAGCCUGCACGCUAAUCCAGGUUUAAAGUGAUUUACACUUACCCUCACAAUUUUGAAUGUCCACAUCUAAUAUUGAUAUCUAACAUUUUAACUCAAUAAUUGUUUAUAUGACAUGAGAAAGCAUAAUAACCCCCCCCCCCCAACACACACACACACACCUCGGAAAAAAUAUAUAUUUUUGUUUUCCAGCUAUGAAGUCUGUUGUGUUUUUUUAAGACAAAAAAUGUUGAAUUUCUUGCAGUUUUUGGUUGCCAGAGUAUCACCUCAGAAAGUUCUGUCUCUGUACGGAUCCUCUCUCUCUGAAUUGUAACUGAUAUAUUUUUCAAGUCCGAGUCUUUAGCACGGUUAUUCAGUGUAGUUACGUUUACAUUUCAGUGAAUUUCUUUUCUGGUUUUGUUCAAAGAUGAAGACCCCUUGUCAUCUGUUGUGCUGGCAUUACCUCCUUUUGACGCUCAUUCUGGACUCGGGUGUCACAGUGAUGUUUAGGAGGAUGAGAUGAAACAGAUUACCAGCUCACAAUUGUUGACCAUCGACAUUGAAUGGCGAGGACAGGGUCUCAGGGUGAUGCCAGUGGGUUGGGGGGGAUCUGAAACUUCACACACAGAGAUUAAACAGCAGAUGAAAGUGGACAGGAAUCACCAACCAGGUGCAACAUGUGUAGCAGACAAAAGCGAUCAAUCAUGUCCCCUCCAACGCCUCACCUCCAAUAAGAUUACAUCAAUCAAUACUCACUCUUAUGAGUGAUUGGAUUUUGUCUGCUUCCAAAGUACAAGGGAGGGGGGGUGAGGGGGAGGGGGCUGCUCAAUUUUCCCAAUGAUUAAAGCAGGGCCAAAUUGGUUUGAUAACAUCAAGGACCUUGUCUGUGGCUGGUGUGUAAGGGCAGCACAGGGAGCAUAGAGGCUUACACACUGAACACCCUGAGGGCAGACUCUGACUACGUUAAGAUGAUCGGUGUCUGAAUUCAGAAUCCUCCAAGAGCGCUAAAAUGUAGUUUCAGUGGAUCAAAAUGGAAACUAAGAGCAUCUGUUUCCUCAUGACAAAGAAGUUCACCAGUUUGAUCAUGGAGGAAACCCAUGGCUGUGUUCCAGGAGUCGUUUUAAAUUGUGAGGUGGGGCACUGACACAUUCUGAUGACUUAAAUCUUAGGGGUUGACCAAUAUUAGUUUUUAGGGCGAUAUUGAUAUGAGUAUUUCAUGAGCCCAACAUCCGAUAUCCAGAACCUAUAUGAGUUGACAAUAAAAACGAAAAUCAAGAAUGUAAAUAUCACAAACUUUGCAGAUAGUUAACGUUGGAUCAAAACACAGAUGGAUCAGUUGUGGGUGAGAUGUUAGAUAAGAUGCUCCUGCAGUGGAGCCAAAGAAGUGCUCUUCUUUUGGUUGUUUUAGUUAUUUGGCCAUCUUUAAAAACAAAGGAUGAUACAGAUAAUCAUCCAAAUGCCAAUAAGGGCUGAUGGUAGGUUUAACCUAUAAAAAAAAUUCCUAAAAUGUUCAUUAUUUGAACAUCAUGAUCAAUUUUUGAAGUGUGAACAAAUUCAAAGCUGAGGUGUAUUCCCCUCUCCAGAGCAGAAGACACAGUGUCUCAGAUUUCCAGAAAGAAUGUCAAAUAUAAUUUUCUAUCCAUCAUUCGUACUAAGUUUGAUGCUUAAGUAACAUGCUGUAUCUGUACAUUAAAACCUUCCUUUGAUCACAUUUGAAAAGUGAUCAGUUGACAGACUGUCAUGAAUCCUUGCCACGUGAAAUAUGAGGGUGUGUGAGCUUCCAGAUUUAGAGUCAGGUGGAGAGAGUUUUGCUCUCCUUGCACGGUUAAAUGAAGAUUAAAGACCACAUUAUUACACUCACACUCUCUGAGAAAACUGUGUACCUGCACCAGCGAGCACUGCUUUAAUUCACAGACACACAGCUAACCUUACAGAGGAUUCAUUAAGGUGGAGUAAUUAGUUAACGUGCGUGGAGUCGUCACAGUGUUGCCGAAUAAAACGAGCCCUCCUGUGAGUCUGGAUCCUCUUCAAGAGUCUCCAGCAGAGAAACUGAAGCGUUUGCUCCUUCCUCUUGGCCUUGGCCACAGACUCAUGUGAAAUCAAUUGAGCGGUAUGUGUGCAACAAAAGGAGCGUGCUCAUUAGCAGCACACAAACACUUUGGUCAUUUGUCUUCUAUUCACUGGGUGGCCGGAGGGCGCUUUAAAUUCCCAUCGUUACCCGGACAGAUAUGCGCGUGUAUGCGUACAUGUGUGCGUGCGUGCAUGUGUGUAUGUGUUGGGGGGGAUCCACCUGCCUCUGCAUAUCUCUGCUAAUGUGCAGCAGCUGUUAACUUAUGCUUCUACAACUCAUAAGAUGCCAAUUAUCUGUGCCAAUUAAAUUUCUGCUCUGAUUUGGAGUAAAUCUCACCAACUUAAUGUGUAAACACUAUAAGCUUUAUUAUCAGAAUGAUUUCACAGCUUCCCUCAGACUCGUGCCAGAGAGCCGCAGCCAUAACUUGAUGCUUAUUAGAGUUUGGCUCUUCAAGGUCUCUGAGGAGUCUCUACUGUUUUUUGAUGGUUAAUUACAGGAUAAUAUUUUUUUAUUGCAGAUUUAAACUUGCUUUAAUUCUUAUUUUUAGCUGCCAUUUUAAGGUUGAUUAAAUCACUUAAGAUUCAGGCCAUUUUUUAUGCAGCUACAGUUAUUAUUUUAUACAUUUCUAAAAUGUAAAAAUAUAAACAGAUAAAGAUUGUUUCAGCUGUCGGCAGUUAAACAGGCUGUAAUGGUUGUAAAAUAUCAGAUUUUUGGAGGGGACUCAGCGGGAAUUUUAUGUAAAUACAGCAGCUAAUUAUUGACAGGUCAGCUGACCACAAAUACAGCCUCAGAUUGGUCAACAGCCAGGAAUAAAGAUAGCAGCCUUAAUUUAGAAUAGACCCCAACAAGAAAAAUGACAUUAUUUUACUAAAAUCGACGUAAUAAAUGUUCCUGGUUUUUGCAAAAACACAUAGACUUCAUCCUCUGAAAGCUGCUGGUCUCAUAUAGUGAGUGGAUUUUACUGUUGCAAGGAUCUACCGUAUAUAUUUCAGAAACCAAAAUCAGUCCCUCUAAAGCCACUUUUUUGUAUGGCAAUUUUUUUUUCUUAUGAUUUGCUUUUUUUAAAUACAAAGGAAUAAAUCUAAAGCUCCCAUUUUGAAGAACUUAAAAUUCCCUCUUCAUUCACUUCUGUAGUUAGCUGAGGUCUCUAUAUUGUCUCUCUGAAAAAUGAUCCUACAAUAUCUACAACUUCACAUUAAACUUUUUCAAAGUUUAGUGUCAGAUGCUCAGUAACUUAUUCAGUCUGAAAACCAGACAGACUUUGUAAACCUGCAGAGGGUCAGCCUCUCUAUGUCAUAGCUCGAGGCGCAGACACAGUCCAUCAUAUCAUGUCUGUCUGUAUAAUCAUCAGAUCUGAAACCAACAAACUGCCUAAUUUCUUUCAGUAAAAUCAUCCAACACAGAGCUGGCUUCACGUCAAAGACGAUGAAUUGAUAUCCAAACACACAAAUCAUGCGCAGACAGCUUCUUGGACUGAGUGUUUGACAUGAUUUCACAGUGUUUGUCCUGAAAGUAAAGCAGGAAAACUAGAGAUAUCUCUGUACAGUGAGUCAGUGUGAAGGAGCAGUGCUGAUUAAUUCACGGUACAGUCCUCUGGUAAGUUUAAUGAAGGAGAGCAGAUCAGUAGGUUCACACAGGUGUGUCUGACAGAAGAAAAAUAACAAACUACUUUCUGGUCCUUUAAACACCUGGACAACCUGGGUUUGGACCCCUUUUUCCUGUUUAUGGAGUCAUGAUGCUCCAAUUGUUUUAAUGGGUGACAAGUCAAGACAAAAAUGGCAUUAUUUACUUAGGAGAAGUUGAUGACAGUGAUUCAAAAUGGUCAGAUAAUUUUCUAAAAACAGUCAAAUUCUCACUUUUAACACUAAAUAUAUUGUUACACUGAUACCAGUGUAGGUACCAGAUAUGUUGAAGACGUCACACUAUUGCAAGUCCACUCAAACUACAUUGCACUCCAUUUAAUAAGUCAGAUGUGCUCAGUUAAAAGCCCCUCGCAGUUUUCUUUAUUUCUGUUUGUUUAAUUCAAUUGACCUCGAAAUUUUCUCGCCAUAUAAUACAGAGAAUUACAACUGACUGUACUUUGGUUUUAACUGUAGAUGUUAACUUUUCUAAAGGAAAAAGAAAAAAAAAUGUAGGCGGGAUCUCUGUUUAUCAAGAGAUACUUUUGCUUUUCCCCACAUUUCCUUUGUCAACCUCAAAGAGGCGGUAGUCCUGCUAUCUUAAGUCACCUUGGAUAAGUAGUAGUAGUAGAUUACAUCAUAAAAUUUGUCCAUGUUUUCUCUGAAGAACUAUAAUCCCAUGAAACCUAAUCUGGCAAAAACCGCUUCUGUAAUGUCCGGACCAACCACAAUCUUCUACCGCAUCCAAACCAACUUCCCAACAAUCAUAUAGCAUGAAGUCAUCAAUAGGCACCAGGCCCCGAGCCGAUCUAGCAGCCCAAACACAUCUGUUACCUACACCAGCAAUAGGGAUAAGACUGUACUUUUCACAAUAAACUAUCUGCUCCAUUCUUUCUGUUAAUUCUACUUUGUUCUGUUCUAUUCGACUCUGCUCUGUCCUACUUUGUUUGAUUCUAUUCUAUUCAGGCUUAACUUUGUUGGGAUAGUCAACGGUUGGAUAGGACAUAAACCUAGCAGGAGUUUAUGAUGAAUGAUCAUCAGAAUAGGCGCUUUACCUUUAAUCUUCUUAUUUUGAAUUUGCUCAGCUUCAGUACAUCUCCAGUUAGCAGAAGCAGCAGAGGAAGUCAAUUGACACACAGUCAGAUACAUUAAAGGGAGUGUGAAUCAGAGCCAGGAGAGGUGGACCUGUGACUGCAGCACAAAGAGAGGAGACUUUUCCUUUAAUCAUUUAUGAGCCUGACUGCCCUUCAAAGAGCUCCCCCUGCCUCCUGGUAAACACACACACACACACACUCCACAAUUAGAGCCAAUUAUGUCCUAAUCAAUGGAGGAGAUUCACAGUCUCCAAUGAAAAUCUGAUAACCGCUUUAACAGCCGGGGAGGUCAACCUGAACCGUCUCUAUUCGUCUCCAUUACUGCGGGGAAAAAGGACGAGGUAAGGUGUUUGAAGAAAUAGACAUAAACAUAACAAGACAACAGCAGCAAAACAUGUAUCUGAGGGUUCAAACACACGUAAUAACAGCUUUGUAGAUCAAUAUUUAAUGCAUGAAUCAGUGUACACCAGUCGCCUCCUGCAGGAAGGUUUCCUGUCAGUGUUUCUAUGGGAGUCCUGAGUGUGUUUGGCUCACCUGAGGACACAGACAUCCAUCUGACGCUAACAGGACCUGUAUUCACCCUGCUGCAGACGUGAACUAUAGUCCAGCCAGCAGCUGUGUGAGGUCAAGGCGGUGCGGUGAUCAGAGGGACUUUAAAAUGCAUUAACAAAGUCUCAUGACUGGCAACGAGCUGCUCUGUCAGCAUCCAUCACAGCUCCUCUCACUGCGGAGGACUGAGGUUUAUUAAUGUCAGGAGUAACACCCAUCCUCCCCCUCCUCUCCCUUCAGGUGUGACGAGUGCCGGCUAUGCUAUCACUUUGGGUGUCUGGACCCCCCGCUGAAGAAAUCCCCCAAACAGACGGGAUACGGCUGGAUCUGCCAGGAGUGUGACACCUCCUCCUCUAAGGUGAGUCUGGACUCUGUUUAGGGUCGAGAGGGCAGGAUUUGGUGUCUUUAUCAUGAAAGUAAACGCAAGGAAAUCUGUCAACAUUUGCAGUUUAUGGUGGUUUUUAAACGUGGAUGUAAACCCUUGAAACUUUCAGGCUUUCAUAGCGCCCCCUGCCUGUUACUGACUGUUCAUUAUCCCUGUGUACUUUGGUAUUUUAGCAUGCACAAUUAAUUCUUUCUCCCAUCUGUUUUUGUCUGUUGUUUGAUUGUUUAAAUUGCACCAUAAACAGCCUCUGACCCGACAGAUGUGUCUCUGUUAUAAUGCCUCGAAAAUGGCAGUCCUCCGUCCUGCUGGGCUCUGAGUACAUGGAAAAUGGAGGCUGAUUGAUGCUCCUGCAGAGGGAAAUAAAGAGGAUAAUAAAAGCUUGAUAGUGAAAACGUUGAAUCAGAGGAACAAACUGUUCAGCUAUAAAGAGAGCCAAAGGUCAGAGCUUUGCUUAAUGUUAAGUGGUCACCAGAUUAAAUCACUGCCUUUUCAAAUGUACCAUUUGUUUGGUUUUAUAGCCAGUGGUGAAUGUACACACAGUUUAUAUUUACGCACAAGUGUUUACUUUUUCAAACAAAGGACCAGCAGAAAGUUUGACCAAUUACAACCUUAAGUUCUGCAGAUGGAUGAUGAUGCAUUAGUGGAUCCAUUCUUCACUUUAAGAGCUUUGGCCUCAUUUUAACCAGAAUACUUCUCCUUCCUACUCCUGCUCCUCUCCCUGCUCUCCUCCUUCUUCUCACUUCUUUCCUCUUUCUCCUCUCUCCACUUGCCCCCUCAUUAAGUCUUGAAUAUUAUAUUUUUACGAUCCUGUAGAGUCAAUACUGCUUCUUUUUUGAGGAGAAAUAACACACACAAAAAAAAACAGCAGUGUCAGAGGGAUACAUGUCUUUUGUUGUGGUAUUACAAUGUUUGUAACUUCAUUCCGUGGGAGAGCCUUCACUACACCAUUUAGUUGUGAUUGCCUUCUUGGUGGCAGCCAGAAGUAUUUUGACCAGAUAAUUGUCCUCACACUUUUCCCUGUCAGGUUACACAGAUAUAACACCUCAAAUGACAUUGGUAGUUUGUAUCCCGGUAUUUUCCCCAAGUCAACCCAUACAUCAUUCCAGUAUUUUUUUUACCUUAGUACAUUACCAAAAAAUAUGAGUAUGACCUGAACUCUUUCCACAUCCUGGAGCUUGCAGUGGUUCUUUGUUUAUCACAUCUGUUACACCAGUCAUCUUCUAUUAGCGGUGUCCUACUCUCUUUUACCCAUCUGUCUCGAAUGAACAAUGUGGAGGUUCCUCUGUUCUUUACCAGACCUUGAUAUAAAAAUGAAAUCACUGUCUCAGUAUUAUUUUUGUACGCCUCACAUGAUGUCGCAGUUAAUUUAUUUAGUUCUUGGGGAAAUUCUGGUUUGAUUUCUUUUUCAAAGAAGUCUUUAACAAAACUGUGUUUCAAAUUGAACUUUGAUCAAUCAUCUAAUUUCAGAUUGAGACUCUCAGGGUAAAUUGGCUCUGUCUUUGGGAACCUCGUGGUCUGAUCUGUACUCUUUGACUAAACUGACUCUAAAUUUUUAUACCCAUGAAUAACAUUUGAUGAAAAACUGUUAGGCAAACAUUCAAAUCUGGACUUUUUUUAAAUGUCAGCAGAACAUUUCAGGAAAUCUAAGUUAUGAUGGACAUCAGAGCCCUGAGAGAAUGUGGUGUUUGGCUGCUCUCAUCCAUAGUGAAUGCAUGUUUCACAACUGCAGGAUGAAUCCUUAUACUGGAGCCAGUCCAAACGUUUGACAUUACACCAAAACAUCUGUCAAAAAAGAGAUGAGGAUGGUAGAAAGUCCUAGAAUUUCCCUUUCAGUUCCUGGUGUUUUAUUGCACCGUAAGAGUGGUUAUACUGAGAGGAGGUUACUGGUUUUAUCAGGAGGAAUCAGAUCCUCUUUUUCAUUUACAGUUUUAUUCUGACAAUCUUUAAAAACAAACAGUUAGCAGUUAAUGAACCAGUCCCUGUAGUUUCCACUCCCUCAGCCCUCCUUGUUCUGCCUUGUCUUCAACUAUCCUAUCUCCUUUCCUCCGGAGACCCAUGUCCUCAUGAAGUUCCCCCUUCCUCCUCCUCUUCUUCUUCUUCUUUCCUCCCACUUGUUGACAUCAAACGCUCAAACCUCCAGCCUUCAGCUCUCUCUGCCCCGGAGCUCGGCGACAUUUCUCUGCUGACAGAAGGAUAACAUUUUCGUCAUUGACGUGACAAAUAAGUGUGAACGUCUGGUUUCUCUCUGUCCCUUUACUGAGCAGAGAUGACUUGUUUUGAAGGACUGUAGGAAGUUCAAAGUGUUACUUUAAUCUGUUUAUGUUUCACAGAGACGCUUGUAUGGGAGGAAAGCCUUGUUAGAAGCAUUUCUACUCUUCAGUUUGAGCUGAAGAUGUGUGUUUGAGCAACAAAUGGAUGAAAGGAGCCCACACGUGUACAGCGUUUUCUUAAUGUUACAGGGUCUACAUUUGGAGAGGCAUUUAAGAGUGUGACAUUUUUGAAAAAGCAUGGUGUACAGACCUUUUAAGGCGCGAGGUGCUCCGAGUGUCUCAGUAAUAGCAAGUGUGGGGAGAUAAUUGACUCCACUAAGGGCAUCUAAAAAGCACUCGGAGAUGAGAGCUGUAUUUAAGGAAAGUUUUAUUAUCUGCUUUUAAAUGCCAAGCCGUGCUCCAUUUUUGCCUGUGGGGGGAGGAUGUUUCUUAAAUGCCAGCAUUAAGUGCAGAAUAUUACCUGAUCGCAGCGGCUGAGAUUCAGCUGCCAGCAGAGAUAGCUGGCGGUCAACUCCUCUGCAUGACAGUCUGCUAUAAAGAAGAGUGCAGGCAGUGGUUUGUCAAAGCUCCCUGCAGCCACAGCUCUUAUCUUAGAGGAAGAUGUAUGACAUCUGAGGGGAGGGGUUCGCAGGAAGCAGCACAGAGGAUCCUACAGCGUUUGAUGCUGACCACCAUUUGGGUUCAAUGUCUUUGAGAGGAAGCAGGUUUGUAGUUUUCAAAAGAAUCAGGUUUGCUUGAUGUGGGAACUUUUCUUUGGUUCUUUGGUACGGUUCAGAAACAUUUGGGUCAUAGUUAUAUGAAGGCUGCCUGUCCACACUCAAAGAAGGAAGUAUUGUGGUGGUUCAAGGUUUUUCAAAACUUUAUCUCGUGUAUUUUGGGCAACAGAAACAGGACUGCUUCAUUAAGCAGUGAUAGAACAAGCCAUAAUGGUGGCAGCAUAUGGGCCCAUCUGUACUGACAGCUUUUUGUGGAGACAGUCCCUAUUUUCAGUCUGCAGUUUGGUGUUUUUGUUUUGUCUCCUUGCUCUCAGCUGAAAAAAUUGAACUUUGCAUACUCAACCAGUCUCGUCAGUGUCGCCACUCCUUCACUGGCCAAUAGAAAUCAAGGAGAGGCGGGACCUCUGAUGUUAACGUUGUACUAUAGUUUCCCAAUCUGAAAGAAAUCAUGGCUCAAUUGUGCAAAUAUGAAAGAGACAGGGAUGCAACCAGACAAGACGUAAAUUAAACCCAAAAGCUUUAUCUAUUGUGAGGAGAUUAGAAUAACAAAAUUGGUUCAAAAUGAGAUGAAUGAGUACAACACACAGCAGAAGCCUUUAGAGUCUUAAAGUCCAAACUCAAGUCUGAAGAUAAGCAUUUCAAAAACAGUUGCAGACAGAUGAGAAAGCCUGAUUUUACCUCAAAUGUAGACCUCAGUUAAAUAAAAGUUAAAUCUAGGGCUGUACAACAUUGAACAAAACUGACCCUUAAGAGCUACAAACAACUUAAUCUUUCAGGAGCACAGUUAUAAUAUCCAUGAUCUGGAUGUUUUAGUCUUUUAUUGCCUUCAAAUAAAGUUCUUCUUCUUCUUCAAAUCUAAUACCCCUAAAUUGAUUUCACUGUCAGGCCUUCUGACUGUGAUUAAACACGCGGCUUAUUUACUAAUCUGUAAUCAGUCAUUUCUACUGAUGAUAGACAUUUUGUUUAAUCCAUAUCACAAGCCCGUUUAUGAUGGUAACUUAAACAACUCAUCCGUUGACUCUGAUCAGACCAGGAAUAUUUGACAGUUUCUUUAAACCCACCUGAAUAAACAGAAAUGAUCUUAACCAGAACUUUGCUGUAUUGUGGUCUGAUCACAGCCGCUCACUCAGAUGCUCAUGGUUCUUUGUUUGCCCUGGUGUCCUGAUGUCUGUUAUUGACGCCUUGAUUAACACUGCUUGUCCCUGCAGUGUUGUUGUUGUGUUGAGAUGUUUGUACAGUUAUAACACAGGAGCCGCUGGGUUACGGGAACACGCAGGAGCUGAUGGUUGGUGUCAUUGCAGGCGUGUUCCUGUUGUGCAGAGGGCCAAUAAAAGGCUUUAUUAGUCAGGCUGGAGUUCAUUACAGACGUUGUGUUUCUCCCAGCCUGCUUGGCUUCGAUAAACCUCUCUCUGACCAAGGCCACAUCCCUCCUGCUGUCCUCCCGGGCCUUCGCUGAAUUGAUUUCAGUAAUAAAGUGGUAGUCUUUCUAUAAUAUACGGACAGCCUUUAAUUCCAGCCUGUUAGCGUGCCAGGAGCCGCUUGUUUAAAGCUUUAUUUACACCCUUGCAGCGGCGCCCGGCCUGCCGAGCUGCACGGUGAAUCAGAAACUGGAAGAUUUGGAUAAAAGGUUUGAAAUGCCAAAAGCUCUUAAAGCUGCUCUAACAGUGUUUAAAGUACUCAGGCGUGAACCUGUGUGGGAUGCACCACUUUAGCCGCUCUCAGACUGGUCGUCGUCAAAAGGACUGCAACUGUAGAAAUUAUAGUGCGUAAAAGUUUCAUUUUCUCCUCUUCCUCCACAGCCACAGGCCCACUCCCACUCAGAAAACAGUGUGUAUUUGAAGUUCUCCAUGUUUUCCACGCAGAGCUUUCAUAUCUGUCUGUGUGCAUAUGCUCGCCUGUUUCCUCUGCAGGCUGUUUAUGAAGCUGAAGUGUUUGUAAUUAUUGAUGUUUGUAGCUGCUAAUGUUCAUUCUGAUGUUCAGAGGAAGAUUACCUUUACAAGCGGCGCCAUCAAUCAGAGGCUUCAUCACUUGACCUGUGAAAGACUGUAAUUAAGUUAGUCUAAUUAGCUUAAUGAAGUGUCACACUCGGCUGGCUUUACUAUAUUGAGGAAAUUGAAAGAAAAAUAGGCGUCAUUACUCAUCAGAUGCUCUGAGCGAGGCAGAGGGAAUGUAUUUUUACCAAGUAUCAGGGUGAAACAAUCUCACCUUUGGCCUCCUUUGAUUCUCUCAAUGAGGCGUAUUUCAUUAGCAUUGUGAUUGGUUUAAUCAGUUUCAUCGGAGCGUUUAUGGAAUGGAGAGAAAUCCCUGAGUGUGAUUUAAAUUUCUGCCUCUCCACUUUCUCUGAUCUGUAUUCAAGUUUAAUCUUUAAGGACUGCGAUCGAUAAGUCAGGGCUUUUACUCGAGUGUAUGAGGUGCUUAGAGCAUGAUAACCUCAUCAAUGAGGGCUGUCUGCUAGACGUGGCCAAAGUUUAAACACAGUUUAAUGUGAUUUACAGGCAGCCACUGCCAGCUAAACAGGAGCAGCUAGCUAAAGUGGCCUGCAGGGAGCACAGGACAUGGUCAAGGGUGGCCAGGCGGGACGCCGAAGACGAAGAGAAAAUCAAUGGCUGGGAGUCACCUCAAUCACUUUAACUAGGCGCUGCAGACGCCCGCGCCCCUCUCAGGGGCCAAUUUGUGGAGUAAACAGGAGUGUGUGAUUGCAGUGCAGGUCCCCGGUGACCGAGCAGUCCAUUUUUCUGGACCUGGCUCAUUCUAAUAACCCUCUUAGCGCAGGGCGUACAUGAGACCACCCUCGGACCCCCUCAAUGUUUUAUGGUCAUAAACAGUGGACCCGGCAUGAGCAGCAGCUCCUUCAGCCUUAAAAUAACGUCCCCCCUCCUGACUCCUGCUGUGUGGGCAGAAAGCACACUGUAGGCUAAUGGCUCUCUGCGUGGAGACGCGUCUGUUUCCUGUAAUAAAUAUACAUUAUAGGCUUUAACAUCUUGAUGUGUGAACAACAAGAUGUUACAACCACAGCUGGGAAAAGAGAAACUUUGGACACAGUUCAGCCGAAACGUAGAGGUCUCUUUUCACAGGUGUCUGCUUUUAAAGGUAGAAUAGACAGACGAUGUAAUGUGAAUCCUUUCUACAUUAAUGAAGUUCUGUAGAGUCAUAACUGUGCCAGAUUUGUAGUAAUUUAUAUCUCAGACCAUCUCAGUUUGCUUUUUGUUUUUGAAUUAGAUUACCGAGUAAGCAUCUCCACUCUCUGCUGCUCAGAGCUGCUCUGUGAACUCUAAUCCUGACGGCACUAUAGUGCAGUGAUUCAACCUGUGUGCUGCAGCACACUAGUGUGCUGUGAGAGAUUGUCAGGUGUGACAAAAUAGGGAAAUUAUCCAAUUUGUAAAUAAUAUGCCAUUGUCGAGUGUCUGUGCUGUCAUAAAGUGAGUGUCAGAAUAAUACUCUUCUAUGUCACUCUGUGGCAGCAGACGGCUAAUUGCCUUAAAAAAAAAAACUAAAAAGAGAGAGAGAGAGACUAAAAGCUGUUAAGGAGGAGUUUUGUGUGUGUGUGUGUCCUUCUUCCAUUACUUCCAGGAUAUCAGCUUUGUGCUCAUUUAAACAGGGUAAGGGCUCACACUGAGUGAUUAUAGUUAAAUUUAAAAACUAUAUUACUAACUAUAUUCUACUAUUUAUACUGUGUUAGACGAUAGAGUGUCAUUAUGGUUGGCGGUGUGCCCCAAGAUUUUGUCGAUGUAAAAAAUGUGCUGUGGCUCAAAAAUGUUUGAAAAACAUCGCUAUAGUGUAUAUAAUGUGCUGAAUAGAGAUGUCGAUUUGUGAUAGAUGUGACUCUGAAUGUCCUUUUUAAUAUCCAAUCAUGUGACUAACCUGUUAGAUAUUAUCCUCACUUGUUUGAGAUGUUCUCCCAGCUAUUUUUUAACAUUACCCUACUUUUCACCGGUUUAGUUGUUCCUCCAUAAGAACUUUUAACCUGUUUGGUUGUUCCUUUAUAACAACUUUUUUCUUGUUUGGUUGUUCCUCUUUAAGAACUUUUUAGAAAUGUGCUGAUUUCAUUAAAUAUAAAAUGAGCAGAUAUUUAUCAUAAACCCUCACUUUUAAAUCUGAACAUUUGAUAUGUUUGCCUUUUUUCAUCUUCAGUCAAGUUUAUGGUUUUAAAGAUGUUAACACAAUCAAAAUUUGUCUUUAUCGUCUUUUGCAUCCUUUCUUAAAUUGCAGUUGGAUAAGAAAAUCUCAAACACCGAAUACAGGCUAGAAUUUGUAACCAAAAUAUGUGGUACCACUGAUUCACCUAAGGUCAAGGGAUUCCUAAUGUACAUCAACAUAUCGUCAGCAUAUAAAGAUUGUCAUUAUAUACUUCAGCUGUUAAACCCGAAAUUUUGCCUCUUUCUUUUAAUUAAGAUACAAACCGUAAAUGCUUGCGGUCUGCCUGCCACUUGCCGCCUUUUUAGUCCAUCCAUGUGUUUUCUGUUUUUCACAGGCUGGCUCAUGUUGAUGAAAUAAGUGUACAGGCUUUAAAUGAAACCUGGAUCAAACAUGCUGAUUUCUCUGUGUUGUCCAAAGCAUAUUCAGCACUCCUCCUCCUCUUUCAUUUCUUAUUGUGAGAUAUUUUCACGCCUUCUCUGUGACCUGCUGCGUAUUUUCAGCUUCAUUCAGAAAUAAAACAGAAAAACACACCAAUAGUUUUACAGGAUAAAAGCACUCAGGCUCUUUAUGAUCCUCUGCUUUAUGCUAAACACUUCAAAUAGAAAUCAAAGAGAAAGCAGCCACUGUGUAUCCUUUUCCAGCAGGCUGUAAAAGGAUACACAGUCUGACCGGGCGAUAAAAAGAAAAAGCAGCUUGUGAAUUUGACUCUGAUUAAAUUAGGUGUUGCCUGGUAACUUCGGCUGGUACCAGUCAUGCCUCACUGAAAUGGAAAUACGUUUUCUGGAAGGAAAAAAAAGGGUGUCAAAGAACGCCCUUUGUAAUAAAAGAAAAUGGGAAUUGCAAAUAUGCACAGUCAUGAAAUUUAAUUGUGCUCUGAGGUUUGUGGAUGCUGAGGAGGAGGAGGCUGUGAGGGGGCAGAGGUGGUUAAAUGUAGCGCUGAACAGGCUAAUGAAGCCGCUGUUUAUGACCCAUUGCAAGUGUGUCAGCUCCUCAAUGGCGACAAGACGCCAGGACACACACAGAGGCACUUAAGCACGCGCACACACACACAUUGAAAUGAGCUCUUGUUUACUAAAUGUGGUAUUGUCUGCAGUGAGUUUUAUUAAUGUUUUUAACAUUUUUAAUAGGAAAUGAGCUCAACUGUCAUUAAAAAGUGCAUUUUUGGAUUUAACAUCAGACAUGACUUAUAAAUGGGCUAAAUAAGCUCAUUAGAUACUAAAUAUUUAUCAAGCCAUAUACUCAAGAAUAAACCCAACUUUUACAUGAUAAUAGAAAACAGUAAGAGCUCUUUAUAAAAGGACGAUCUGAUAGUGAACUGUGCAGAAGCCCACAGUUGAGCUGUUUCAAUAAAAACUCUGCAAAACUGGUUCCUGAUAGACUCCAGUCAUGUUCCAGCAGAACAUACCCGGUGGACAGAUGUUGUUGACUAUGUACAAGUCAUUUAAGUCGGUAGUUUUGUAAAUAUCUUGAAACAAAGAUUUUAUCCAGACUUCUCUUUAUCAGCUAAGUCAGCACUUUAGGAGUGCAGCACUUUAGGAGUGCUGACUUUAUCUUUUUUUAAAGUCUGAUAGUCGAAAUAAAAUAAAAGAUAUCUUGGUUUCCAGUUUAUUAAGUAUACUUGGAAUUAAGAUUUCUGUUGAAGAGAGUAGAGGAGAUUCAGGACUUCUCAAGGUCACACAUCAGCUCACUCUGACCACACAUAGACUUUCCAACAGGGGCCUAGAGAGGUCAGGGUCAGAUCAAACUGUUCAGUCUUUUUGAGCUUUUGUCUAUUGUCUAGGGAUGGGUGAUAUAGGCUAAAGAAUUAUCACGCUAAGAUUUGCCAGUUUGGUGAUAACGAUAAAAGUCCCCAUAAGUAUUAUAAUUCCAGUCAAUAUUUUUUGACUCAUUUUGUCUUGAGAACACCAGUUGGAGUAGUCCAAUAAGAUACUGAACCACAAGUUUGAGUGGUAGGUUAUGGAAAAAACUAGAGACACCAAACAAGUCUCCAGUGUGAAAACAUUUUCAACAUUUGUUGAAAACUCUUAUUGCACAGGGUGAACAGCAGCAGAUCCAGUGUCAAACAUACCUGAUUACACUCAUCUUAGCCCCAAUCUUAAAGGAAAUCCCUCAUGAGGAGCCUCGUUCAGUAACCAGCUGCUCAGAAACCUCUUCCUCAUUACCUUCAGCCAUGAUUGUUUGUUAUUUUGAUCUGUGUGGGCUAUGGCUGCGAGUCCAUCACUCGGGCCUUUGUCAUCAACUUGCAUUUAUCGUAUUUAUCAUGAGAUGGCAAAUAUUUAUCAUGGAGGAUUUUCCCGACGAUAUAUUGUGAACGAUAAAUUAUCAUCUAUCCCUACGAUCGUCCUUUAUAAAGUCAAGAUUUAGGCUUAUAUUUUUUUUUCUAAACUAUGUUGAUGCCUCCCCCUGCUCCUCUCCCUGCUCUCCUCUCUCUCCUCCUCCUGCUCCUGUCUCUGCUCUCCUCUCUUCUUCUCCUGCACCUCUCCCUGCUCUCCUCUCUCCUCCUCCUCUCCCUGCUGUCCGCUUUCCUCCUCCUGCUCCUCUCCCUGCUCUCCUCUCUCCUCCCGCUCUUCUCCCUGCUCUCCUCUUUCCUCCUCCUGCUCCUCUCCCUGCUCUCCUCUCUCCUCCUGCUCCUCUCCCUGCUCUCCUCUUUCCUCCUCCUGCUCCUGUCUCUGCUCUCCUCUCUUCUUCUCCUGCUCCUCUCCCUGCUCUCCUCCUCCUCUCCCUGCUCUCCUCUUUCCUCCUCCUGCUCCUCUCCCUGCUCUCCCCUCUCCUCCUACUGCUCCUCUCCCUGCUCUCCUCUGUUCUCCUCCUGCUCCUCUCCCUGCUCUCCUCUCUCUCCUCCUCCUGCUCCUCUCUCUGCUCUCCUCUCUCCGCUCCUGCUCCUCUCUCUGCUCUCCUCUCUCCUCUUCCUGCUCCUCUCUCUGCUCUCCUCUCUCCGCUCCGCUCCUCUCUCUGCUCUCCUCUCUCCUCCUCCUGCUCCUCUCUCUGCUCUCCUCUCUCCCCCUCCUGCUCCUCUCCCUCCUCUUCCUGCUCCUCUCCCUGUGCUUCUGUUUCCAACAGGGGCUGCCUGAUAGUUUUUUUUGUCUGCUGUUGCACAACUCUCACAUAGCAAUGCUGCACAAUGUAAUUUAGUCUCCAUGAGUAUAUUUCUAUGAUCGUGGGUCAUCAAAAUAGUUGUCUAAACUGAAAUGGUUAUUUUUUGAUAACUAACCAUGCAACAUUUAAACAUUUAUGAUGCAUCGAACAGUUUAAAUCCAUUGUUAAUGUCUUGUAGAUGAAGAGUAAGAUAGGUUUUAAAGUCACCAUAUGCACAAACAGAAACACACUCAGCCUUUAUCUGUCAUCUAAGUCUAUUUAUGACUAAUACUUUUGUUUCUUCAUUAUGAAUAUGCAAAUUUUAAAGCAGAAUUUUGAUCAAUGGGUGUGAUUCACUUUAUGCAGCGCUGCAGUUUUCAUGCACACAUGGCUUCCUCCUAAUGAACUGGCUUUAACCUCAGUGUGCUCAUGGAUUUUCAUUUCCAUAAAGCCUGAUGCUCCUUCCUUCCCCUGAUGUUUGCAGCGUUGCACAGAAACGUGCAGGAUUGCGUUAUUAUCAGUGUAGCUGAACAUUUAUCUCUCAGUGAGGGGGGUGAAUCCAUCAAAGGAGAGAGGACAGUAUAGAGCCGAGUCUCUCCUGCGCACACAAACACACACACACACACACACACACACACACAACGUGGAGUGUAAAACACUCUCAUAAAUAAAUACAGAGAAAGCAGAAAACAGGAUAAGGGAAUCAGUCACACUAAUUAACUGCUAAUUCUUUUGAGGACUGUAGAGGCUUGAUAAAGAAAGAGGAAGCUUAUUUAAGUGCGCGCUGUGUUGUACAUUAUGAUUUCUUUACAGUGCUGUUUAAUCCCACUUUAUGAGCUUGAUUGUACACUAUAUACGUGUGUGUGUGUGUGUGUGUGUGUGUGUGUGUGUGUGUGUGUGUGUGUGUGUGUGCGCGCACUCGCAUGUGUGUGUUGCAUCUCCACUUGUGCUUGUCUUUGUUGCCACCUUACGCUCAGUCGGAUCCCUCCUCCUCUUUCUCUCUUCAUCAUGUGACUCCAUCGCUCUGCUCCUGCCCUUUAAGACGUCGACCCUAACCAGAAUGAGAAAUGUGGCAUUUCAUUAUCAUACAUGUAUAUGUUAGAGCCAGAGGGUCUGCCAGCCUGAGAGGAGCAGGCGGGGAAGUCAAACCCACCCUCCUCCUCCUCUUCUUUUUCUCCCUGGAGGAAAGUGAUGGAGAUAUCCCACAAUGCCAGAGCCCAUUAGCUCCUGCAGGCUCUUCAAGGGGGGUAAGGGGGUCUUUAAACGUCUCAAGCAGAGGCCACUGAUGCAAAACACAGCUCCAUACCUCCACCUCUGUGGUCCACAGUGAGGGAGCUCUGUCCUGUUUUCAGGAUCAGCAGCUGGAGCGAUUGUAAACGUGGUGAAAUUGUUAACAAGACUUUGUAAAAGCUUCAAAUAUCUAAUAAAAUUAUAGGUUAAGGACUCUUAUUAUGACCAUGACAGGAUCUUCGAUUUGUUAUCCCCAGGUGAUUAAAAAAAAAAAAAAAAAAACAGUAUUACAAAUCUACGAUCUUCAGCACUUACCUUUAUUCAUAUAUUCAUUAUUUUUUAUAGAGAAGUUUGUCUCUUAUUUCAGUCCCUGUGCAAUUUUUCUAUGAAGAUUAAAUCUGAUUUUUUUGUGAGUGGAUGUGAUUAUUUACUGCAAUCCAGAUUAUUUAAAAAAAAUCAACCUCUGCAGUCUUAUAAACACCAGUUAGCCAUCACAUGAUGACCUCUAAAUGACUGUCUUUUAUUGUGUCAGUCUCCCUCAGAACUGAUGAGAUACAGACUCCAACAGACCUCUGAUGGAGUACAUUAUGUAAACAAAGAUUAUAACCAUAAAUGUCUGUCAGCAACCCUUUGAUAUAAACAGAGAUGAGGCCAUGACAAUGAAAAAGCACAUUAGAGAUCAUAACAAGGUCCUAACAGGGAGGGCAGCUGAAAUAUGAACUUAUUUCGGAGUUUAUUGAUUGAGCACAGUGUUAGUUCAGGCAAGCCAGGAAAAUCAAGCUUAACUAAGUGGCUGUUAUGAACUGCUCUAACCUGCCUCAACUCCAGCUCCUCCUUUUUCUCCUGUGUCUGGUUUUACCAGCAUUUGAGGUACAGUUUCUGAUGUCUGCUUAAUUCUCUAUCCUAAAGGGUUCUUUGCUGCUGUUCUGCCUGUCUUGGCUUGUCCAGUAUGCUGUGCAGCUAACCUCCACCUCAGUUCUUUCCAGUCCAGUCUUUGUCUAGCCUAAAGUACUGCAGACUGGGACACUCCACUAGAGCUGCAGUUCAGGAGACGCUUUGCAAAGUUUGUCCCAUUAGAAAUAAAUAGGAGGAACUGAAAGUCCAUCUUUCUGCUAGUAAAUCAAACAUAUUUCUUAUCAUUCGCACAUAUUUCUCCAUUGUGUUCACCCCCUGCCUAUGCAGAUUUUUUUUCUUAUUUCUGCACAGAAGGUGACAAACAGCACAUUAAAUCCUACUUUUUUAAUUCUGGAAAACUUUGCAUUAACAGUAGCAUUAACGGAUCAUGAGCCUCAAUAUGUCGUGUUAAAACAGGCCAAGAAGUCAGUGAAUGCAGCUAUAAAUAAUGCUUCACUAAAAAAAAAAAGAAACUUUAAAUCAUGCUCUAAUUGCUGCACAGAAUUUAACUCCAUGAAUAUGUGCUCUGACAGGAUGUUCACACCUCCAAAAACUUGUCAAAGGUGAAAUGUGUCUUUCAGAUAUGAUAAACACCUCCUCGUCUCCGUCUUUCCAACACUUUAAAUUACACACUGCAGAACCACUUUCUGUAAACCCGACUCUGAGGGCGGAUAAAUGAGGAGACGGUGUGAAUAGCAGCAGUUUCAGCUGUAGAGUCUCUUCAGGCCCGGAUUUGACUGAAACUUCAAGGAACACAAAAACCGAUGAAGAACAAAGACGAGUAGGAGGAGGAGGCUCUGCUGGCAGACAAGCAGAGGGGGAUAGCACCAGCUCCUGUUCUGCCUCCUUCAGGCAGAAGCAGGAAUGAUAGGAGGCUGAGGGGUCGGAAAGGGGAGGAUAAAGAGCAGAGAAAUCCUGCGAAGGCCCAGAGAGGCCAGGAGGACUGGUGUCACCCUUCUCCCCAGGGACACGCUGUAAAUCAGUGGAGGAGGAGGAGGCACAUCUCCGGCUUUAUGAGAUAGUUAGCAUGCUCUGGCCCCUCCCCACCUCUUGUUUCCCAUUUAAGAGCUGACCGGCCCUCCGAUAACGGAUGGCGCCACAGGUAAUUGGAAAAUUGGCAGGCUUGUCAGGGAGAUUUGGUGGAUGGCACGAAUGUAUACGAUGGCGGGGUUCAUGAGGUGUCACCCCUCAGCGAGAUUUAUAUCAGGCUCAUGGACCGGCACCGCAAAGUACCCAGAGUUCAGGAAAAAGUAGCACAUUUUUCUCCAGGCGAGACUGCAUAUCAAGACAGCCCCGCAGGCAGCGACAAGGUUCCUGUUAGUAAAGAGUUGAUGUACGAGCCGUUCUUUGCAUUAACCCUAACCUUAAUUUACUAUUUCUACACAAGCCUUAAUAACGUCUGCAAAUAGCUGCACACAUCCUCCAAUUCUGAUUUAUUUACAGUAAAUACACGAGUUCAUCUCCAUCCCGGAGUGUCUGACAUGUUUAAAUUUCUGUCUGUAUUAGCAAAGUGUCAUUAGAAAGCACAUGCACACUGCUGCAGCUGUCCAGCAAAAGCUUGAUAAUGAGAUAUCACAGGGAAAGUCCACAUGUUGUUCAAAAUUACUUUAGAUCAAACACACAAACCUGCGAACAAAAAGAGCAAGUUGAGUUCCUAUAACUCAUCAUAACAGUCGUCAGUACACCUCUGAUUAACAUAAACCAGCAUGCAAAUGUCCCUGCCCUCCUGUUCUUCACACAUCAGAACAGGUGUUGAGCUUUAAUCAAGUUGCCGUAGCAACCAGGAUACACUCUCCCCUUAAAACUGCAGAAAGUGUACUGGGAUCAGGAAGUACGCUGAUGUUAGCGCAUGCAUCAGCAUACCUAGCAAAUAACUUCUUCAUUAACAAAUUUUAACCCACUUUAACUAGUUUUAAACUAUCAAUCAGGAUGAGCUAAUAGAUAGGCUUUAUUUUUAUUGCAAAAGCCCAGGCAAAGAACAUCUCACUCAUUUAGGUCACCACCUUUUCCCUCCACACUGGUGUCUUGGCUGGUCUCAGUCUUUGCAGCCACUCUUCCCAUUUUGGUUUCAGUGUAUUUGACAGCAUUGAUCAUGCUAUUUUAAUUGAACUUCUUAAGAGACUGGGUGGGCAUUAGGGACACUGCACUUGGUAGCUGGUUUUAUCUCUGAGGGUAAAUCUUUGGAGUCACCAUAGGUAAUUUACUUCUAUUCUUGCCUGUGGUGUACCGCAAGGUUGGGUUUUAGGUCCAAUUUUAUUUUGGAUUUAUAUGCUGCCCCUUGGUCGAAUGGUUCCGAAUUGGAUGUUGGAUGGCACUGAACUUCAUACAACUAAACAACUGCAAAUCUGAAACAAUCAUUUUCAAUUCACAAAAUUUUAUUUAUUUUUGUAUUUGAGCAUCUUUACACUGGCUUCCAGUCAGUUUUACAAUUGAUUUUAAGAUUUUACUCAGGAUUUUUAAAGGGCUAAAAGGUCUGGUUCCAAUCUAUAUAACAGAAAUUGUAUCCCCCCUAGCCUGCGCUCUGAGAUUCUCUUUGAGUGGGGGCCUCCUGGUUGUUCUAAAGUCGAGACUUGAAACAAGAAGUGACAGGGCCUUUUCCAUCAAGGCCCCUUGACUUUGGAACAACCACCCCAAGGACAUAAGACAUCACCUCUUAGAACUGUUUUUUAUAGACUUGCUUCUAUGUGAUGUUUUCUUCUUAUAUUUAUUAUUUACAACUUUACCUCUCUUAAUGUUUUCAAUUCUUAUUCCUUCUCUUUUACUUGCCUUUUAAAACUUAAGUUGCCUCGAUCUCUGUGUUUAGAUCUUGUUUAGGUUCUCUCCCCUUGAGUAUCCUCUUGUUUUUAUCUUGCUGCUGUACUAUACAUCUAAACCCUGGUUUUUAAAAGUUUAAAGUAUGAACAAAGUUAUUAUUAUUAUUAUUAUUAUUAUUAUUAUUAUUAUUAUUAUUAUGUCCCUUAAAGUAUUUCUCACUGAGCUCUACCGGGUGGUUCUUGUGCUUCUGAACAGACAUCAUUAAUAAUCACAGGACAUUACAGGAUACAGGGCCAGAGCAAAAUGGACGGCAGGGACCAAAAACAUGAAUGUUUUUAUUUUUCUGCAAACUGUGAGCUUAGACACUUAAUCACUGACCAGAACAUGAAGAGAUGAACAGUUUAAGUGUGUUAAAAGAAGAUUUAGCAUCAAAACUUUAAAUGUAUUUUGUUUAAAGGAAAAAACAGCAAUACUAAAAUAGAAAAAGUAGGAAAACCUCCCAAAUAUAAAAAUCUUUGCACCAGCAAAUGCCGGAACAAAAAAAGGUGUUGCACAACAUCUUCAAUAAAACCAGGAGCAGGAGUGUGUUUGUGAGCCUGGCUGGGCCAUCCAGUUGCGUGAAUCACUUGCCGUUCCUUCCCACAACAGUCUGGACUUCGGCCAAUUGGGAGCCCUAAAAGUGGGCGGGAGUACUUUCCUUGAUAGACAGACUACUGUAACCAAUCACUGUAACCAAACAUCUGACGUCAUCACAGUGCGCAACUGUGUUCCCUGCUGGGCUCUCAAGCAUCAAGUAAAGGUUUGGUAAUAUUUCAACGUGUACGAGCAAACAAUGUCUUUGUAAAGCAAAAAGUGUCUUCUUCUGCAGAUACAAACGAUUUUUGCCGACUUUGCAAAGUCAACUGCAGAAUUAACGGCGUUCUGAAUGAACGGCACUUUGAAAAGUCCCGCAGCAUGUGUUAGACGUCACCAUCUACACAUGGACCAAUAAGGGGCUGCCUUUCCCUGUUGUCAGGGGAACAGUGGAAACACGGUCACUGAUUGGCCCGGUUAUUUUCUGAUUUCUAAUACACGCUCCCAAUUGGCCGAAGUCCAGACUGUUGUGGGAAGGAACGGCAAGUGAUUCACGCAACUGAAUGGCCCAGCCAGGCUAUGUUUGUUGCUGCCUGAUGUGAACUUGGUCCUUCAGUGAAAUUCCCAUCCCAAUCUUCUGUUUCCACAUGUUUUUUUAUUUUUUUAGUUUCCUUUCUUCAAUUAGCUAGCACACAGCUGGGAGAUCGGAGAAUGAAAUCUGGUGCCAUUGGGAUCAAUGUGAUUAUGUUUUAUGUGGAAGUUUUAGUUUGUCGAAGUGUGUGUGUGGAGCAGAUAAAGACAAUGAGUCAAACAGGGAGAAAUGUUAAUGUGAGCACACACACACACACACACAGAGACACACGCACAGAGUCAGUGCAGGACAGCAGCCAUGUUUGAUUGACGUAGAGUUAGCGCUCUUGUCUGCUCCAAGCCGGCUGCAUGAAGGAGGAGUCAGGAGGUGUUGUGGGCUAAGGAUCCUAACCUGGUGAUCACACACACUCUGGUGUGUAGAUGUGUUCAUUAACCUCUGGAGGGGGGAUAAUUGUAUCUGUCAGAGUCGUUUAAUCACCGCUGCAGCCCUCUCCGCUGUCACUUUCACUUUGUCUGCUUUGCUAAAUCAGCUGCUCCUCCAUGGCCGCCCCGGCUCCUCUUUCUUUGUGUUCGUUUAAAAACCCACAUUUACAGAUGGGAGACGGUCUUUCAUUAAUAAAAAGUAGAGCUUCUCCUCUUUGUUUGACUCCUCAAGUUUAGAUUUGCUCACUUAGAUUGGAGAUUGUUUGCCGUGGUAAAUGCACCCACUCAUGGCUGGUGGACUUGAAGAGUUUAUUUUAGUCUCUAACAGGCUCACAGAGUUGAGUGUCUGAGUGUCCCACCACACCAAAAAAAAGGUCUCUGCACAGGUGGACGUUAGACUGAAGAGUAAGAUCCUUUUUUCCUUCAAACCAGCCAGUGAACUGAUGUGGUAACAGCUGCAUUGUUCUUUUCUUCAUGAUCGGAAACAGUCAUUUUACUGCACAGAGCUCAGGAGUUGUUGGUCUACCGUUGCCUUAAAUUAGAAUUGGUUUGUCAGAGACAUUCAUUUUUGUAACUCUCAAUCAUAGAUAGUGUACGGUUAUGUACAUUUAUAAUGCAGUAACUGAAGCCUGGUCCACAGCUACAUCAGUUGGUUGAUGAGCUAGUUAGAUGGUAGAUAGUUGCUUUUAUGGUGAAAUGGUUUCAUUAAUUUACUGGACAGUUGGCUUGUUGGCUUUCUGACUGGUUAGUCUCUUAAUUUAUUAGUUUUCUGGUCCAUUGGUGUGGUAAAUGACUGGUUGGUCAUGAGGCAGCUGAUGAGUUGUUGUUUUUUUAUUUUUUUAUUUUUUUGAUUGGUUGGUUGGUUGGUUGGUUUGUCGGUUGGUUGGUUGGUUGGCCUUCUGGCUGGUUUGUUGCUUGAGUUUUUGUUUUUUCAGUCAGCUGUUUGUUUUGGUGACUUGGCACUGUAGCUGGUUUGUUGAUUUUUUUUAUUGAUUGGGUAGUAAGUUUGUCUAUCAUAUCUUAAAGGACAUGAGCAACUAUAGAUGGAUUGUUAUUUCACACUUAAUAUGUAGUUGAAGUUCAUUUGAUUUCCUUAAGGCCUGGAUCAAGUCUCAUUUUUGUUCCAACACUGUUAACCUUUUAUUGGCUGUCAGACCUGGAAAUAGAAACCUUUACUUGUCCUUUAGAAAUACGAUUUCAUGUUAUACAAUUACAAACAUUUCCGACCUUGACAGAAACUUUAAGCCAGAUGAGUACAACAAAAAAUCUUUCCUCUGAGUUAAAUUUUUUAAUUACUACAACUUUUUAUCUGCUAAAUACAAAUGAAUAGACCCGCUGGUCAAAAUCAUAUUCACUUCACUUUAGCUACAUUAGGGACACACGUCUUUCCUGAGUGUGAAUUUGACGCAUUUUUGUCCAACAUGGCAGACAAAUAUGUGCAUCUGCAGUGAGUAAUGCAGAUUUUCAGAUACACUUGCAGUUAUUACAUUUCUGUUGUAGGAAAAUGUGAGGUCAAUUUUUCUAUAAUGUGUAAAUGAACAUGAUGUGUUAUGUGUGUUUUCAGGAGGAAGAGGAACAGGUGGAGGAAGAGAACUCUGUGAAAGAGGAAACAGCUGAGCAGGAGAUCCUGAACUGA
Messenger RNA from Xyrichtys novacula (pearly razorfish), 76104 nucleotides. The record is from the annotation of a GenBank genome assembly. Lineage: Eukaryota; Metazoa; Chordata; Actinopteri; Labriformes; Labridae.